Molecule: messenger RNA, 81051 nt
Organism: Limanda limanda (common dab)
Lineage: Eukaryota; Metazoa; Chordata; Actinopteri; Pleuronectiformes; Pleuronectidae
Product: titin-like
Exons: 217
Coding region: 1-81051 (27016 amino acids)
Biological process (GO): protein phosphorylation
Molecular function (GO): protein binding; ATP binding; protein kinase activity
Source: RefSeq, a predicted model, not a curated record
AUGUCAACACAGGCGCCGACAUUCACGCAGCCGCUGCAGAGCGUGGUGGCACUAGAGGGUAGUGCCGCCACGUUCCAGGCUCGCGUUAGUGGUUCUCCAGUUCCUGAGGUGAGCUGGUUCCGUGAUGGCCAGGUUCUUUCCGCUGCUGCUCUGCCCGGCGUUCAGAUCUCGUUCAGCGACGGCCGCGCUGUUCUGACGAUCCCCGCCGUGACUGCCGCGCACAGCGGAAGAUUCUCCAUCAGAGCCACCAAUGGUGCUGGACAAGCCACAAGCACAGCCGAGCUCCUGGUCACAGCGGAGACGGCUCCGCCCAACUUCCUGCAGAGGCUGCAGAGCUCCUCAGUGACACAGGGCAGCCAGGUGAGGCUGGACAUCCGAGUCACAGGGAUUCCAACACCUGUGGUGAAGUUCUACAGGGAGGGAGCAGAGAUCCAGAGCUCUGCCGACUUCAGGAUCCUCCAGGACGGAGACCUGUACAGUCUGCUCAUAGCUGAGGCCUUCCCAGAGGAUUCUGGGACGUAUUCUGUGACGGCCACUAACAGCAGCGGGCGGGCCACAUCCACUGCUGAGCUGCUGGUUCAGGGUGAAGAAGCUGUCCCGACAACGAAAACCAAGAUGAUUGUGUCCACAUCUCAGAUGGCGUCUUCCCAGACCAGAGUGCAGAGGAAGAUGGAGGCGAGUUUCCAGGCCUCCUCCAUGAUGGAGAUGCACGUUGAAGGAGGAAUGAUGACUCAGCAUUUGACUCACAAUACCCCCCCACGGGUUCCCCCGAAACCGACCUCCAGGUCCCCGCCGUCCCUGGUUUCCAAGGUGACAGGAGGACGUCAGCAGUCGCCUUCACCAAUCCGACACGUGAAGGGGCCGACGCCCACAGCGGUCAGAUCCAUGUCUCCAUCGGCCCGCCUGUCCGUCUCCCCCAUCAGACCCGUCAAGUCGCCCUUAAUGACCCGGAAACAGGUGAGAGCCGCUGCAGAGGUCCUGCCUCCCUGGAAACAAGGGGGCUAUGCGUCCGAGGCUGCCUACGCCAGUAUGAGCAGUAGGACCAGUAGGACCAGUAUGACCAGUAUGACCAGUAUGACCAGUAUGACCAGUAAGAGCAGCGCCAGCAGCGCCGCCCAGCUGCACAUGGAGAAGCACUGGGAGCAGCAGGUCACCGGAGAGGAGGCGGCCGCGGUGCCCGCCAUCGCCCAGGAGCCCGUCGCCCCCCCGGCCCUUGUUGCUGGUCUGAAGAACGUGACGGUGACCGAGGGCGAGUCCGUGACCCUGGAGUGUCAGAUCAGCGGCCAGCCGGCCCCGGUCAUCCUGUGGUUCAGAGAGGACUACAAGAUGGAGUGCUCCAUCGAUUUCCAGAUCAGCUACGAGAGCGGCUUCGCCCGGCUGGUGAUCCGCGAGGCGUUCGCUGAAGACAGCGGCCGCUUCACCUGCACCGCCACCAGCGAGGCGGGCACCGUCAGCACCUCCUGCUACCUGCUCGUCCAAGUGUCUGAAGAAGUCGAGAGUAGAGAGGAGACGGCUGUGUCUGAAAUAGAAAUCACACAAGAGAAAAUUGUUGCCGUGGAGACGAAGGAACAGAUGGUGGCAGAGGUGACGACAGGAGAGUCCGCUGCUCCCUUCUUCAUCCAGAAGCCCAGCGUCCAGAAGCUGGAGGAGGGAGGAAGCGUCGUGUUCCAGUGUCAAGUGGGAGGAAACCCCAAACCUCACAUCAUCUGGAAGAAGAGCGGCGUGCCGCUCACCACCGGAUACAGAUACAAAGUCGCCUACAAGAAGGAGACUGGAGAAUGCAGACUGGAGAUCUCCAUGACCUUUGCUGAUGAUGCUGGAGAAUACUCCAUCUUUGCCAAGAAUGCUCAUGGAGAAGCCUCAGCCUCCGCCACUCUGCUGGAGGAAGAGGAAUAUGACGCUUAUAUGAAGCAGCUUGACGUGACAUAUAAAACUGAAGUGACAAGGACAGUGGUGCAGGAGCCCUCUGUGGUCGUGAGUCAGUACGAGAUGGAACAGAGGAGAGUGACGACCCCCAUGAGCUUCGUCUCAGAGACAGAAUUCCUCGUUUCAGCCUUUGAAGAGAGGAUUAUUCACGAGAUUGAAUUGCGUAUCAUGAGGAUCACCUACAGUGAGCUGGUGACGGAGGAGGGAGAGAUGAUGGUGACUGUGGACGAGAGGGAAGCGAUGCUGCCGGCCUUCGACACGCCCGUCAAAAACUACAGAAUCGUGGAGGCCAUGGGCGUCACCUUCCACUGCAAGAUGUCUGGAACGCCACUGCCCAAGAUCGUUUGGUACAAAGACGGCCAGCGCAUCCGGCCUGGUGGCCGCUACCAGAUGGAGGUUCUUCAGGACGGGCGAGCCAGCCUGCGCCUGCCGGUGGUGCUGCCUGAGGACGAGGGCGUGUACACCGCCUUCGCCGCCAACAUGAAGGGAAACGCCGUCAGCUCUGGGAAACUCUAUGUGGAGCCGUCCGGAGCUGUCACACCUCAGAGAUACACACCACAGCCAGCCAUGCAGAGGAUCAGGUCCACCUCUCCUCGGUCCAUGAGCCGCUCGCCGGGUCGCUCUCCCAGCCGUUCGCCCGCUCGCCGUCUGGAUGAGACAGAUGAGGCUCAACUGGAAAGACUCUACAAACCCGUGUUUGUCAUGAAACCGACCUCAAUAAAAUGCUCCGAGGGACAAACUGCCAGAUAUGACUUGAAGGUUGUUGGCAGGCCCAUGCCCGAGACCUACUGGUUCCACAAUGGACAACAAGUGGUUAAUGACUACACCCACAAGAUCGUUGUCAAAGAAGACGGUAUCCAGUCGCUGAUCAUUGUCCCGGCCAUGCCACAAGACUCUGGAGAAUGGACGGUCAUCGCUCAGAACAGAGCUGGACGAACUUCUGUUUCUGUAACUCUGACUGUUGAGGCUCGAGAAAGUCUCGCUCGCCCUCAGUUUGUCAACAAGCUGAAGAACAUCACAGUGAAACAAGGCACUCUGGUGGAACUGGCUGUUAAAGCCAUGGGAAACCCUCUGCCUGAUAUCGUCUGGCUGAAAAACAGUGACAUCGUCUCACCGCACAAGCACCCACAUAUCAAGAUCGAUGGUACUAAGGGAGAGGCCAAAAUCCAGAUCCCAUCAGCUUCAGGCACAGACAGCGCCUGGUACACAGCGACAGCCAUCAACAAGGCUGGUAGAGACACCACCCGCUGCAGAGUCAAUGUGGAGGUGGACUUCACUGCCCCUCAAGCUGAGAGGAGGCUCAUUAUUACCAAAGGAACCUACAAGGCCAAGGAGAUUGCUCCUCCGGAGCUGGAGCCCCUUCAUCUGCGAUAUGGUCAGGAGCAGUGGGAGGAGGGCGACCUCUACGACAAAGAGAAGCAGCAGAAACCACUGUUCAAGAAAAAGCUGACCUCUAUCAGAAUGAAGCGUUUCGGUCCCGCUCAUUUUGAGUGCAGACUGACCCCUAUUGGUGACCCCAUCAUGGUAGUGGAGUGGCUGCACGAUGGCAAACCCCUGGAUGCUGCUAACAGGCUGCGCAUGGUCAAUGAGUUUGGCUACUGCAGCCUUGACUAUGAAGCUGCUUACGCUAGAGACAGCGGUGUCAUCACUUGCAGAGCCACAAACAAGUUCGGAGUGGACCAGACCUCGGCCACCCUGAUUGUCAAGGAUGAGAAGGGUCUUGUUGAGGAGAGUCAGCUUCCUGAAGGCAGGAAGGGAGCUUACAGAAUGGAUGAGAUGGAGCGCCAAGCUCACCAGGGAGGACCCUAUGGAGUUAGUGCUGACGACGAAUAUGAAAAGUCCAAACCUGAAAUCGUUCUCCUUCCUGAACCAGCCAGAGUGCUUGAAGGCGACAUUGCUCGAUUCCGUUGCAGGGUGACCGGUUAUCCAGCGCCCAAAGUCAACUGGUACCUCAAUGGACAACUUAUCCGCAAAAGCAAGCGAUACAGACUUUGUUAUGAUGGUAUUUACUAUUUGGAGAUUGUUGACGUCAAGUCCUAUGACUCAGGAGAGGUCAGGGUGGUUGGAGACAAUCCUUUGGGAACAACUGAGCACACAGUGAAGCUGGAAAUCCAACAGAAAGAGGACUUUAGAUCGGUCCUGCGUCGUGCUCCGGAACAGAAGGCUGCCGAGGCGUCACAUGAACCUGGAAGAAUUGGAUUUGAUGUUAUGAAGGUUGACCAACCUGCUGACGCUGCACAGGACAGGGAAGUUGUUAAGCUUCGUAAGACACAGAGAGUCACCCACGAGAAAACCUCAGAAGAAUCCGACGAACUGAAAUGUAAGUUCAAGCGUAGGACAGAGGAAGGUUUCUACGAGUCCAUCUCUGCUGUGGAGUUUAAGUCUCGUAGGAGAGACGAGUCUUAUGAGGAUCUACUGAAGAAGACCAAGGAUGACUUGCUUCAUCACUUGAAAGAGAAGGAGGAGGCUGAGAGGAGGAGGCUGGAGGAACAGGGCACAGUCACCAUCCCCACAUUCAAACCAGACAGGGUCCAGCUCUCCCCUAGCAUGGAGGCUCCCAGGAUCCUGGAACGCAUCGCCAGCAAGACCGUUGCUCCGAUGGAUGAGGUUCGCUUCCGACUCAGAGUCGUGGGCAGACCAGAACCUGAGUGCCAGUGGUUCAAGAACGGUGUUCAGCUGGAGAAGUCAGACCGUGUUUACUGGUACUGGCCUGAGGAUCAAGUGUGUGAACUGGUGAUCAGAGACGUCACAGUCGAGGAUUCUGCCAGCGUCAUGGUUAAAGCCAUGAAUGUUGCUGGGGAAUCUUCAAGCCAUGCGUUUCUGCUUGUGCAAGCCAAGGUGGCGAUUACCUUUACCCAAAACCUGACAGACACCAGUGCCAAUGAGAAGGACACCACGGUCACCUUCGAGUGUGAAACCAAUGAGCCUUUUGUUAAAGUCAAGUGGCUGAAGAACAACAUGGAGAUCGUCUCCGGAGACAAGUACAGAAUGCACUCGGACAGGAAGGUUCACUUCCUGUCUGUGCUGAUGGUGGAAAUGAGGGAUGAUGCCGAAUACGCUUGUGUGAUAAUAGAUGAUGAGAACAUCAGGACGAGUGCCAGACUCAAUGUUGAAGGCGCUGCCCUGGAGCUCAUCAAACACUUGGAGAACAUUGAGGUACCAGAGACCUACGCUGGAGAGUUUGAGGUUGAGCUUUCUCGUGAGGACGCUGAAGGCAGCUGGUUCUUCAAAGACAAGGAGCUCUCUUCCGGCAGUAAAUACAUAAUGUCCUCCCGCCGAGGGAGACACACCUUGUCUGUCAAGGAUGUCAAAAGAGAGGACCAGGGAAAAUACACCUUCGUAUGUGGAGAUCUGAAGACCAGCGCCUCACUGAAGAUGAAAUUGCGCCCAGUAACCCUGAUGCAGCCAUUGACCGACCUCACAGUGUGUGAGGGUGACAUCGCUCAGCUGGAGGUGAGGUUCUCCCAGGAGAAUGUUGAGGGAACCUGGAUGAAGAACGGCCAGGCCAUUUCUGCUUCAGACCGCAUCCACAUUGUCAUCGACAAACUGGUUCACAAGCUGCUGGUGGAGAACGUCAGCAGAGAAGAUGCUGCCUCCUACUCUUUCUUGGUUCCUGCCCAAGACAUCUCAACCUCAGGCAAACUCAGUGUCCAAACCAUUGACAUUGUGGUGCCUCUGAAGGACAUGUCCUCCAUUGAGGGCACCAAAGCUGUUUUGGAGGCCAAGAUCUCUGCUCAAGAUAUAAGCUCAGUCAAAUGGUUCCACAACGACAAACUGCUGACUCCUAGCGACAGAAUCCAGAUGGUGUCCAAGGGAGCCAAGCAGCGUCUGGUCUUCAGCCGGACCUACGCCUCGGAUCAGGGACACUACAAACUGGUGGUCGGCAAAGUCGACACCAGCUGCAAGCUAACUGUCGAACAGGUUCAGAUUGUGAAGCACAUGGAGGACAAAGUCUGCUCUGAGUCCCAGAACGUCACCUUCAACGUGGAAGUAUCUCACCCUGGCAUCGACCCAGUCUGGAUGUUCAGGAACCAGCAGCUCAAAUCUGGACCCAAACACAAGAUGGUCUCCAAGGGCAAAGCUCACUCUCUGACCGUCCUCGAUGCCAUGAAAGACGAGGAGGGCCAGUACUCGUUCCACGCUGGUGAAAAGACGUCCAGUGCCAAGCUCUCUGUCUCAGGUGGUGCCAUCACACGACCACUUCAGGACGUGACAGUGGCCGAGUCUCAGACAGCUGAGCUCGAGUGUGAAGUCGCCAACGCCAACGCUGAGGGGAAGUGGCUGAAGGAGGGUCAGCCGGUGGACUUCAACGAGAAUGUGGUGAGCGAGGUGAAAGGAGCCAUCAGGCGCCUCAUCAUCGUCAUCACCCGACCGCAGGACGUCGGGGAGUACACCUACCAGGUGUCCAACUCCAAAACCACCGCCAACCUCAGGGUGGAGGCGGUGAAGAUCAAGAAAACUCUCAGAAACCAGACGGUGACAGAAACCCAGGAGGCGGUGUUCACGCUGGAGCUCACGCACCCGGACGUGAAGGGAUCCCAGUGGAUCAAGAACGGCGUGGAGCUGCAGAACAGCGAGAAGCACGUGAUCAGGUCGGAGGGCGUGGUCCACAGCCUGAAGGUCACGAGCUGUAGCGCACAGGACGAGUGCGUCUACUCCUUCAAACUGGGGAAACUGUCGGCCAGCGCCAGGCUCGGCGUGGAGACGAUCAAGAUUGUGAAGAAGAUGAAGGACGUGACAUCAUUGUUGGACGGCACCGCCUCCUUCGAGAUGAGCCUGUCACAUGACAACAUCCCCGUCAGGUGGAUGUUUAAAGGGGUGGAGCUCAAGUCGAGCAACAAGUGCAAAGUUCUGUCGGAGAGGAAAGCUCACAAACUGAUUGUGCAGAACGUGAACCCCAGCGACGCAGGAGAGUACAGCGCGGUGGUCGGUCACCUGACCUGCAGCGCCGCGCUCACUGUGGAAGCUCUGAAAGUCACCAAACCCAUGAAGAGCGUGGAGGUGCCCGAGACUCAGGUGGCCACGUUCGAGUGUGAGGUUUCUCACUUCAACGUCCCGUCCACGUGGCUGAAGGACGGCGUGGAGAUCGAGAUGAGCGAGAAGUUCAGGAUCGUGGUCCAAGGGAAACUUCACCAGCUGAAGAUCACGAACACCAGCAGGGACGACUCGGCCGAGUACACGUUCGUCUGUGGCAACGACCGAGUCUCCGCCACGCUCACCGUCAGCCCCGUCAUGAUCACGUCCAUGUUGAAGGACCUGAACGCUAAGGAGAGAGACACCAUCACCUUCGAGGUCACCGUCAACUACGAGGGCAUCACCUACAAGUGGCUGAAGAACGGCGUGGAGGUCAAGUCGUCGGACAGAUGUCAGGUCCGCAGCCGGCAGCUCACGCACUCGCUCUCCAUCAAAAACGUUCACUUCGGAGACGGAGGAGAAUAUCAGUUUGUGGCCGGCUCGGCCGCCUCCGCCGCAAACCUGUUUGUGGAAGCUCGAGUGAUUGAAUUCACCAAGAAAAUCAAGGACAUAAAGAUCACAGAGAAGAAAAAGGCGAUCUUUGAAUGUGAGGUCACGGAGCCGAACAUCCAGGUGAUCUGGAUGAAGGACGGUCAGGAGCUGGACGUGUCUGAGGAACGGUUCGUUGUGACAGCAGAGAAGUACGUCCACCGCCUGAUGGUCCAGACGGUGCGUAUGUCCGACGCCGGAGCGUAUUCCGUGGUGGCUGGAUCGAGUGUCUCUAAAGCUCAGCUCAUCGUCGAGGGUCGCGACAUCCGGAUCUCUGAACCUGCUGAGCGGGAAAUCACAGUUCUGGAGAAACAACGAGCGACCUUCGAGUUCGAGGUGAACGAGGACGAUGUGGAGGGGCGCUGGCUGAGGAACGGCGUGGAGAUCCAAGUCUCUGUGGAGGAGCGGUUCAGCUACGUGGCCAUCAGACGGCUGCACCGCCUCACCAUCUCCGAGACCUACAGGAGCGACGCCGGCGAGUACGUCUUCAUCGCCGGAAAGAACAGGAGCACCAUGCACCUCCGGGUCAACAUCCCGGAGCCGCCGCAGAUCCUUCGCCACAUGGAGCCUCAGUCGGUCGAGGCCGGGAAACCUGCUCGCUUCUCCGUGAAGGUGAGCGGCCUUCCUCUGCCUCAGGUCUUCUGGUACAAGAACUCCCAGGCCCUGUCCCCGGGCUUCAAGUGUAAGUUCCUUCAUGACGGCGACGAGCACACGCUGCUGCUGAUCGAGGUCUUCCCCGAGGACUCCGCCGUCUACAACUGCGAAGCGAAGAACGACUACGGCGCCGCCACGAGCACCGCGGCGCUCAGCGUGGAAGUUUCAGAAGUGGUUUCUCCGGACUCGGCUGCUCCUGUUGCUCCACCUGUCGUCAUCUCGCCCAUCGCCAACACGUCCGCCCGUGAGGGAGAACCGGCUCGCUUCCAGUGCCGAGUCCGUGGAGAUGAUGUGAAGAUCAGCUGGUUGCACAAGGGGAAGGACAUCAAGCAGUCGGACUUCUUCAGGAUGUCUCAGUUUGACGACAGCUGUCAGCUGGAGAUCUCCCGGGUGUACCCAGAGGACGAGGGCGGGUACAGCUGCGUGGCCACCAACAGCGCCGGAUCCGUCUCCUGCGCCGCCACCCUCACACUGGACGUGACUCUGGUGAGAGAGCAGAUCGAAGCCAAGAUUGAUCAAGAAGUCAAAGUGCCACCGGUGUUUAGGCUGAAGAUCUCACCUCUGGAGAUUAACGUUGGCGGACAGGCCAAGCUCGAAUGUGAGAUCGAGGACGCUCCGAGUGUGACCUUCAAAUGGUACAAGUCUGGCGUUGAGAUCAGACAGAGCGAGAAGUACCGAAUCAUCAGCAGCUUCAGCAGCUCCUCUCUGGAGCUCCUGAACCCGGUGAAGGCCGACAGCGGUGAAUACAGCUGCAAGGCGUCCAACCAGCACGGCACCGACGGCUGCAGCGCCGCGCUCAUCGUCACCGAACCACCCGAGUUUGUGCUGAAACUCCCUGCCACUAAGUUUGUGAAGCAGAGCGAUUCACUCCGCCUGGAGUGUAAAGUCAGUGGCACAGCUCCUCUGAAAGUGACCUGGUACAAACACGACUCCAAGGUCACAGACGGGGUCAACCUCAGGACAACCUUUGUUGACUCGGUGGCAGUCCUGGAACUGCUCUCCGCCAGCUUUGAUGAUGACGGAGUUUACACCUGUGAAGCUCAGAAUGAAGCUGGCAGUGUCAGCUGCAGCAGCACACUGACUGUGAAAGAUGCCCCAUCUUUUGUCAAAGUGCCUGAGCCUGUUGAAGGGCUGAAGGGUAAGGACGUGAGUCUGUACUGCGAGAUGAGCGGUACAGCUCCGUUCCAGAUCACCUGGUUCAAAGACAGGAAGCCUCUGAUGGAGAGCAGGAAAUAUAAGAUGGUGAGCGAGGGCAGCUCGGCCACGCUGCAUGUCAUUGGGAUAGACGCCUCAGACGCCGGCCAAUAUGAGUGCAAAGUGUCAAACAGUGUAGGAAGUGACACCUGCCAGAUGUCAGUUAAACUCAGAGAGCCUCCGUCGUUCUUGAAGAAACUGUCACACAUGACAGUGAUACUGGGAGAGGAGGUGACCCUUGUGGCCUCUGUUAAAGGCUCUGAACCCAUUACUGUGUCCUGGGUUCAAGACAAGGAUCACAUUCUCAGGGACGGUGACAACAGGAAAAUCACCUGUGAGAACAACCAGGUCGCUCUUAAAGUGUUUAAGGCCGAUGCGACUACGGGGGGGAAAUACAGCUGCCAACUCAGAAAUGAUGCUGGGAGUGUGGAGUGUUUCGCUAACUUGACUGUUCUAGAACCGGCUAUGAUCGUGGAUAAGCCCGACUCUCUGAGUGUGACGGCAGGAGAUAUCGCCGCCCUGGAGGUCAAAGUGCGUGGGACCCCAGAGCUCUUCCCCAAGUGGUUCAAGGACGGCGUGGAGCUGGCCUCUGGGAGGAAAUACAAGAUCUCAUUCUCCCGGAUGAUUUCCAGCCUUAACGUUCUUUCUGCUGAGAAAGUGGACUCUGGAGAAUAUACGUUUGAGGUCAUGAACGAGGUCGGGAAGGACCUGAGCAAAAUUAAUCUCACCGUCUUAGAUAAGCUCAUUCCUCCGACCUUCUCCAGGAAGUUGAAGGACUGUAACACAGUUGUCGCUGAAGCUGGAGAGAUGGAGUGUAAAGUGUCAGGUUCUCCUCCUUUCACCAUCUCCUGGUUCCACGAUAACGAGGAAAUUCAGAGUGGACCCAACCAUGAUAUCUCCUUCAGUGAGAACAGCUGCAUGCUCAGAGUUCCCUCGCUGAAGCUCUCCGACUCGGGAACGUAUAAAUGUAAAGCCGUCAACAAGGCGGGAUCCAGUGAAACCAGCGCGUUGCUGGUCGUCAAAGAACCCCCGUCCUUUGUGGUGCCACCUCAGCCGGUGGAGGCCAUGCCCGGCUCUAACGUGACGAUCUCAGCGAUGGUCAAAGGCAGCGCGCCGCUCCGGCUGAAGUGGUUCAGAGGAGCCAAGGAGAUCGAGGCGGGAAGAGGAUGUGACUUCUCCUUGAAGGAUAACCAGGUGGUUCUGGAGCUUUUCAACGUGGACCGAUCUCACGCUGGCGAGUACACAUGUCAGAUCUACAACGACGCCGGGAAGGAAAGCUGUCCGGUUAAUCUCACCGUCAAAGAACCCGCCGCCUUCUCCAAGAAGCUGAAGGACGUGGCGGUGGAGAAGGGGAAACCGUUAACUCUGGAGUGCACCUACACCGGAACACCGAAGAUCACGGUGAGCUGGCACAAAGACGGGCAGCAAAUCUUUGCUUCCUACAAACACAACAUCACCACCACGGAGAGCUCCUGCCUCCUGGAGUGUCUCAGCACCGACGACAAGGAGGCGGCAGGACGCUACAGCUGCCGAGUGUCCAACGAGGCCGGAGACGACACCUGUGAGGCGGCCGUCGCUAUCCUCGAGCCACCGUACUUUGUGGAGUCUCUGGAGCCCAUGGAGGUGACCGCCGGCGACGCCGUGUGUCUCAAGUGUCAGGUGGCGGGAACUCCCGACAUCAAGGUGUCGUGGUUCAAGGCCGACGGGAAAGUGCGCUCCAGCCCCACCUGUAAGCUGGAGUACACGAAGGGCGUGGCCUACCUGAAGCUCAGCAAAGCCACCAAGGCCGACAUCGGAGAAUACAGCUGCAAGGCGGAGAACCGCAUAGGCUCCGCCUCCUCCAGCUGCAGACUCAACGUUCAAGAGGCCAAAACGCCGCCGACCUUCCCCAAGAAGAUCACCAGCCUGCAGCAGACCGAGGGGCUGCCGGUCAGGUUCGAGUGCCGCGUGGCCGGCUCCUCCCCCAUCGAGGUGUCGUGGCUGAAAGACGGCGAGCCUCUGACGCACGGAAAGGACUUCUCCAUGCUGUACGAUGACAACACGGCCGUGCUGCAGAUCGACCACAGUGAGAUGAAACACUCUGGAGAGUACAGCUGCGUGGCCAACAACAGCGUUGGCUCCGCCUCCUGCAGAGCCAAGCUCACCCUGCAAGAACCCAGAUACCCUCCAGUCUUUGACAGGAAGUUGUCACCACAGGAAGUGACAGUGGGCGACAGCAUUGAGCUGGAGUGUCACUUGACUGGCUCCGCCCCCAUUAAAGUCACAUGGUCCAAAGACCACAAAGACAUUCGCACUGGGGGGAAUUAUAAGAUGAGCUGCGUGGACAACACGCCGCACCUGAGCAUCCUGAAGGCGGACCGGGCCGACACAGGGAAGUACUUCUGCCACGCGGCGAACGACGUGGGGAAGGACUCGUGUUCCUCUGACAUCACGGUCAAAGAGCGUAAGAAUCCUCCCGUGUUCACCAAGAAGCCGUCAGAGCACAUCGAGGACAUGGAGGGGAAGCUGGUGAAGAUGGAGGGCCGGGUUUCUGGCUCUCAGCCCAUCUCCAUCAGCUGGUUCAGAGACAGCGCGGAGAUCAGCAGCUCCGACAAAUAUGACAUCAGCUUUAAGAGUAACGUGGCCGUGCUGUGCAUCAAGAGCAGCCAGGUGAGCGACAGCGGCAGCUACACCUGCCAGGCCUCCAACGAGGCGGGAAGAACCUCCUGUGACAUCACUGUCGGCAUCUCAGAAGCCAAGAAGCCUCCGGUCUUCGACGUGUCGCUCAAACCCGUGACGGUGGACGAGGGCGAGAAGCUGAGCCUCAAGUGUCACGUGUGCGGGUCUCCGCCUCUGAAGAUCCAGUGGAUGAAGGACAGGAAGGACCUGACGUCGGCCGGCAGCACCAGGAUCAGCUUCUCCGACGGGACGGCCUGCCUGGAGAUAAGCCCCGCCUCCAAACACGACGCUGGCGACUACCUCUGCAAGGCGUCCAAUGACAGCGGCAGCGAGUUCUGCAAAGCUAAAGUGACGGUUAAAGAGAAACCAGGAGCAGCUGCGCCUGUGGCUGAAGCUGCAGCUGCUGCUCCGCCCAAAAAACUGGACAACCUGUUCUUCAUUGAGAAACCGAAAGCUGCACACGUCACUGAGAAGGGCACCGCCACCUUCAUCGCCAAGGUGGGCGGAGACCCGAUCCCCAGUGUGAAGUGGAUGAAGGGGAAGUGGAGGCAGGUGACGGCCGGCGGCCGCAUCUCCAUCGAGCAGAAGGGCCAGGAGGCCAAGCUGGAGAUCAGAGAGGUGACCAAGUCGGACUCGGGCCAGUACAGGUGCGUUGCCUCCAACAAGCACGGAGAGAUCGAGUGCAACACCGACAUGCACGUGGACGAGAAGAAAGAGGCGUCGCUGCUCGAGGGAGACCUCCGAGCCAAACUGAAGAAGACGCCAUCGAAGCAGAAGAGUCCACAGGAGGAGAAGGACAUUGACAUCGUGGAGCUGCUGAGGAACGUGGACCCCAAAGAGUACGAGAAGUACGCCCGCAUGUACGGCAUCACAGACUACCGCGGCCUGCUGCAGGCCAUCGAGCAGCUGAAGAAGGAGAAGGCUGAAGAAAGUGGAAGACCGGAACUGGAACGUGGAGACAGAGAGUCAGACGAGGACAUGGCCCGCCUGGUGGCCGACCUGCAGAAGAGGAUGGAGCGCACCGAGCCCGUCACUGUGGUGAAGGACAUCUCCGAUCAGUCCGUCUUCACCAACAAGGAGGCGGAGUUCGAGUGCGAGAUCAAGAUCAACUACCCAGAGAUCACCCUGUCCUGGUACAAGGGAACGCAGAAACUGGAUAACGGAGACAAGUACGACAUCAGCAUCAGUGGCGACCGCCACCUGCUCAAGAUCAAGAAGUGCCAGUCGUCGGACCAGGGCAACUACCGGGUCGUCUGUGGGCCGCACAUCUCCAGCGCCAAGCUCGCUGUCAUGGAAGUGGAGGUUGAGAAGCACCUGCAGGACACAUCGGGUAAGGAAGGCCAGGCGUGCUCUCUGUCUUGUCAGUUGUCCGUCCCUAACGUAGAAGCUCACUGGUAUAAAAACGGCAAGAAGUUAGAGAUGAAGGGCAGGUUCACGUCUGAGGUGAAGCACAAGGUUCAGAAGCUUCUGAUCAGAGACCUGAAGAACGAAGACCAGGGUCGAUACACCUGCAGGUACCAGCACCUGGAGUCAUCAGCCGACCUCUGGGUGGAAGCCGAGCAAAUUCAUUUCACCAAACGCAUCCACAACGUGGAAGUCAACGAGCGCCAGUCGGCCACCUUUGAGUGCGAGGUGUCGUUUGACAACGCUAUCGUGUCAUGGUACAAAGACACCUGGGAACUGAAAGAGAGCACAAAGUACAACUUCACAAGCGAGGACAGAAGACAUUUCAUGGUCAUCCGAAACGUGACCAUCGAAGACGAAGGCGUGUACUCAGUGAUUGUGAGGUUGGAGCCCAGAGGAGAGGCUAAGAGCACAGCUGAGCUUUAUUUGUCUGGCAAAGAAAUUGAAUUAGCAAUGGUUCCCAUGGAUGUGCCAGAUUCCUCGAUUCAGAGGCCCGACGUGUCCUCGUCUGUGGCAAUCCAAGAAUCUGCUGAGUUCUAUCAGUAUGAAGAAAAGUUUGAACACAGAGAAUCGGCUGAAUAUUCGUAUCAAGAGGUGGAGGUGGAGCGAAGAGUCGAGUAUCAGAGCCGGACGGAGGAGACGGUUUCACAACAGGUGUCGACAACCAAAGCUGCCAGGGUCGCGGUGGAGGAAACGGUGGAGACUCUGAUAGUUGGAGUGAGAGAGGGAAUCCCAUCCAAAGUUCUCAAAGCUGAAGAGAAACAGCCUGAGGAGAAGCCCACAGCAGCUGUGAAGGUCCAGCCUGAAGUCGAGGCCAAAAAGCCAGUGGAGAAAAAGGCUGCAGUGGUUUCAGUCCCAGAGAAGAAGCAGGUUCCUGCUCUCAAAGAACCAGAGGAGCUUCAGAAGCCUGUUCCCUCACUGCCCACUGAAAAGCCUGGAGUGCCAAAGAAAGAUGAGUCCAAGCCUCAGGUUCUAGCAGAGCCCAAGAAGGUGGCUCCUGCGGCAAAGCCUGAACCUGAACCCAGACCCAAACCAAAAGCAGAACCUGAACCAAAGCCUAAACCCUCACCGGCUCCCAAAGCAGAACCCAAACCUGCCAAGAUCCAGCCGGAGGCUGAAGCUAAACCGGUGGCGCUGAAGAAGCCGACAACACCACCGUCCAAAGUCCCUGAAGAACCUGGAAAACCAGAGCUGGCAAAGGUCAAGCCUGAGACCAAGCCGGAACCAGGAGUCCAGAAGCCAAAACCAGAACCAGAAAAACCAAAACCAGGGGUCCGUAAGCCGGAGCCUCCUGUGACAAAACCCCAACCGGCAGUCGCCACGCCAGAACCUCCUGCACCAAAACCCGUCACGGUUCCCAAACCUGAGCCGGCAGUUAAAAAACCUGAAGCAAUACCAGAACCAGCCAAGACCAAAGCAGAACCGACGGCCGCUCCAAAGGAACCGUUGAAGAAAGGUACAGAACUAGCAGCAAAGAAGGAGGUGGCUCCUCCUCCAGCUCCUCCAGCCACAGUCCCACUGAAGGUGCAGAGCGGAGAAGAAGCUCCACAGAAGAAGCCUGUGGCAGCUAAAGUUCCUGUGGAGGAAAAACGUCCUGAACCUCAAACAGCAGCAAAGGAGCCAGAGGCUGUCGUCGCUCCUCCCAAAGACCAAGUGACAAGGAAAGAGAAAGAGAAAGAGAAAGAGAAAGUUCCCGGGAAGCCGACGUCGCCGCCACAAGUCAAAGAACCGCUGGUAAAACCAGUUGCUCCUCAACCAGAGAGCAAACAGCUUCCUGCUGUCAAACAGCCGGAGGUCGCUGAGGAAAAGAAGCUGGAGAAGAGAAUUUCUCCACAGGAGGAAACUAAAGCAGCGAUUAAACCUCAAGCUGUGGUGAAACCUGAAGAACCGUCCAAAUCAGAAAAACCCUCGGUGGUGGAGAAGAAGUCUCCUCCCACAGAUGAAACCAAAGGACCGGUCCAGGCACCUGGAGGCGUGAAGAAAGAAACGGUUCUGCUCAAAAAAGGUAAAAUUCAGUUGGAAGAGGAAACAAAGUUUGAGAUUCCGACGCUGAAGAAAAGCACCAGAGUGGUGAAGGCAGUGGAGGAGGAACAGGAAGUGAUCAAACUGAAGAAGGUGCCGUCAGCUCCUCCUAAAGAGCCUGAAGUGGAGGAGAAACCUCAGAAGGUCACCAGGACCACCGUGUUCGAGGUGGAGGAGAUGGUUCAUGAAGAAGAGACUGUGGAGAUGUCAGUCUCCACCAGGAGAGCUGCGGAGGAGAAGAAAACUCGAGACAAAGCUGAUGUUGUAAAAAAGCCAGAAGUCAUUAAACCUAAAGAAGAACAAACGAAGGUUCCUAAAGAUGCAUGGAGUCGUCAGACACCUGUCACAAAGGACCAGAAACCAGAAGAUACCAUUUCUCUAAAGAAAACUCCCAAGACGCCAAAGGAAGAGGAAUCUGCUCAACCCACUGCAGUCUUGAAGAAAGCGAAGAAACUGCCUUCAGAUGAAGUGGAACCAGAAAUAAUCAAACUUAAACCAUUUGAGAAACCGGUCAAAGCAGCAGAGGAGCCAGAGAAAGAUAAGAAGGAAAGACCAACCAGGGACACUGAGCCUUUCCAGAAAGGUGAGAGGAUCUCCAGAGAGGUGGAACCCAAAGAACUUCCCAAAAAACCUGUGAAAACUCCUCCAGAGGUGAAAGAGCCCCAAGCCAAGGUGUUGACGCCUUUAGAUAAAAAGAAAAGUCCAGAGAAAGAGUCAGAGGAAGUCAAGGCACCAACCAAGGUGAAGAAAAUCCCAACACAAGAACAAGAGAUAGAGAGCGUCAAGCUGAAGCCGUUCUCCAGACCUUCCAAAGAGGAGGCAGCGCCGGAGAAGAAACCAGUGGAGGAGAAAGAGAAGAAGCCACUUGAUGACCUGCAACCUCGUCGCAAAACUCCUGAUGAGAAACUAAAAGAACGAGAGCCGGUGGGAAGAGUGAAGAAACCUGAGAUCACAGAAGCUCCAGAGAAGAAGCUGGAGAAGACAAAAGAGUUAGAUUCAGUUCCCGCGGAGAAGACUGCGUCUCCUGUACCAACAUCUGUUAAGAAACCGGAGAAGGUUCCUGAAGAACCAAAACCUCUGCAGCUGAAGAAGGGAGUCACACCCAAGGUGAAAGAGGAGAAGGAAGAAGUUGCUCUUAAACCUCUGGAACAGCUCAAGAAGGUUGGGCUGAAGAAGACUCCAUCUCCUCAAGUUGAGAAGCUGAAAGAAGCAGCACCUGCUGAGAGGAAGUCGAGCAUCGACAGACUCAAGAAGGUUCCGAAGACUGUUUCUCCCGUAGAGUCGAUUGAAGCAGUCACUCUUAAAAAGGUCCCGAGGAAACCGUCACCAGAAGAGGAGAAGUCUGCAGAACCUGCCAGACCUGAUAAAGGGAAGUUUCCCCUGGUGAAGGAGGUGUCUCCUGGAGCCGUGCAGAUGAAGAAGGUUGCCACGCAGCCGGAGGAGGAGGUGUUCGAAGAGGAGUUCGAAGCAGAGGAAGAAGCGGAGCAGGAGGAGGAGGAGGAGGUCUGGGGCUGGGAGCUGGUUCCUCGGGACAGUGGCGGCUCUGAGGACUGGGAGGGUGACACACAAGAAGGUGCUCUAGAGGUUCCUGGGAUGACCAGGAGAGAGGGUCAACCAGCAGAAGAAGCAGGAAGAGGUCGAGGCCGAGGUCUGAAACCCAAGCAGACCCCGUCUCCCGGAGAAGGGCGUGGCCGCGGCCUGAAGCCCGGUGGCAAAGGCCCCUCCCCUCCAGAGGAUCCCUUCGGAGGGUUCAAGCUGAAAGCCGUCCCUCUGAAGUUCAUCAAGAAGCUGAAGGACAUCGUGCUGCAGGAAGCCGAGUCCAUCGGCUCGGCCGCCGUGUUCGAGUGCGAGGUCUCACCUUCCACCGCCAUCACCACCUGGAUGAAAGAUGGCAGCAACCUGCGCGAGAGCCCCAAGCACAAGUUCACCUCUGACGGCAAAGAUCGCAAGCUGAACAUUAUUGAUGUUCAACUUUCCGACACUGGUGAAUACACCUGUGUGGCCAAGAACGCUGGAAAGGAAAUAGCGUGCACAGCCAAGCUCAUCGUAGAAGAGUUGCCUGUGAAAUGGAUCAAGGAGCUGGAGGAGGAGACUUCCGCUCUGAAGGGUCAGCCCAUCUACAUGACCUGCGAGCUGAACAAAGAGAGAGAUGUGGUGUGGAAGAAGAAUAACGAGAUCCUGAAGAAAAAGGCCAACAAGAUUCAGAUCAACAUCAUUGGGUUGCAGCACGCCGUGACCAUCCAGAACAGCGGCGAGCAGGACACUGGGUCUUACUCGUGUGAAGUCUCCGGUCAGGAGGAGGUCAAGACCACGUCGAACGUCAAAGUGAUCGAAAUCAUCAAAGACUGGAUCGUGAAGCCGCUGAGGGACCAGCACGUCAAACCCAAGAUGGCGGCUACGUUUAAAUGCGAGCUGUUCAAGGACACGCCCAACUGGAAGUGGCUGAAAGGAGAGGUCGAGAUCAGCCCCUCGGACAAGCUGGAGGUCAAGCAGGACGGAAAGGAGCUGACGCUGACCAUCAAGAACUGUCAGCCGGAGGACGUGGCAGAAUACGCCCUGGAGGUGGAGGGACGCGUCUACACGGCCAAGCUCACACUCGGAGAGCGUGAAGCUGAGAUCCUGAAGCCGUUGGCGAGUGUGGAGGUGACGGAGAAGUUAGACGCCGUGUUUGAGACGGAGAUCUCUGAGGACGAUGUUCCAGGGGAGUGGAAGCUGAAAGGAGAAGUUCUCACCAGAUCCCCGACGUGCGACAUCGUCAUGGAAGGAGGAGUUCGUCGACUCACACUGAAGAACUGUCAGCUGGAUCAGGCUGGAGAGGUUUCCUACCAGGCGCUGAACGCCAUGACCAGCGCCAUGCUCAACGUCAAAGCCCGAGUGAUCGUCCUGGCCAAGCCGCUGAACGACGUGGCCGUGACCGCAGGAGAGACCGCCACCUUCGAGUGCGAGCUGUCCUACGAAGACAUCGCUGUGGAGUGGCUGCUGGGAGGAGCCAAGCUGGAGCCCAGCGACCGGGUGGUGCUGAAGGCGGAGGGUAAAGUCCACAGUCUGACUCUGCGAGACGUUCAGCUGAAUGAAGCCGGACAAAUCCGACUCACGGCCAAAGACUUCCAGACGGAGGCGUCGCUCACUGUCAGAGAGCCGGCGGUGGAGUUCACGAAGCCUCUGGAGGACCAGACCGUGGAGGAGGAGGCCACAGCCACUCUGGAGUGUGAAGUGUCCAGAGAGCAGGCCGAGGUGCGAUGGGUCCGAGAUGGACAAGACAUCAGGAAGACCAAGAAGUACGAGAUGAUCGUCGAUGGCCACAAGAGGGCGCUGCUCAUCCACGACUGCACCCUGGACGACUCCAGGACGUACACCUGCGACGCCAAAGACUUCAAAACCUCCUGUUUCCUCAACGUUGAACCUCCUCAUGUCGAGUUCACAAAGCCGCUCCAUGACGUGGAGGUCAAAGAGAAGGAAUCUGCCAGGUUCGAGUGUGAAGUGUCCAGAGAGGACCUCAAGAUCCGCUGGUUAAAGGAUGGAAGUGAAAUCAGAAAGGGGAAGAAGUACGAGAUCAUCGCUCAAGGUCGCCAACACGUCCUCAUCGUGCACAAGUCUGCGUUCGAUGAUGAAGCUGAAUAUGAAUGUGACGCCAAGACGUCCAAGUCCUCCGGGAUGCUCACUGUCGUCGAGGAGGAGACGAGAUUCACCAAGAACCUGUCCAACGUGGAGGGGACGGAGACGGACAGCGUGAAGCUGAUCUGCGAGGUCUCCAAACCCGGCGCUGAUGUCACCUGGUACAAAGGAGACGAGGAGCUGCCGGAGGGCGGCCGCCACGAGAACAUCGUGGACGGGAAGAGGAGGAUCCUCCUCAUCCAGGACCUGAAGAUGGCCGACGGCGGCGAGUACAACUGUCGACUGAGUCCCAGCGUCAAGACUUCCGGAAACCUCAAGAUUAAUGAACUGGCAGCCGAGUUCAUCUCCAGGCCUCAAGGCCAGGAGGUGGUGGAGGGCGAGAAGGCGGAGUUCACCUGCUCCGUCUCCAAGGAAACCUACGAGGUCAAAUGGCUGAAAGACGACAAGGAGCUGGAAGCAGGAGACAAAUACACGAUGGUCAGCGACGGCAAGCGGCGGACGCUGGUCAUUAAGAGCAGCGAGCUGAAGGACGAGGGCGGAUACGUGGUGAUGAUCGGAGCCACCAGAGCCGGGGCCGACCUCGCCGUUCUGGAGAAACUGAAGAUCAUCACGCCGCUGAAGGACACGGAGGCUAAAGAAGGUCAAGAGGUCGUCCUGAACUGUGAAGUGAACAUCGAGGGAGCGAAGGCCAAGUGGCUGAAGAACGAGGAGACAUUGUUUGAGAGCAGCAAGUACGUGAUGGUCCAGAGAGACAACGUCUUCUCUCUGAGGAUCCGAGACGCUCAGAAGGGAGAUGAAGCCAACUACAGCAUCAACCUGACCAAUCAGAGAGGAGAACAGGCCAAGAGCUCAGGCAGCCUCACCGUCAAAGAGGAGAGUCUGAAGAUCAUGGUUCCUCUGGAGGACAUCGACACUCAGGAGAAGAAGACCGUCAGCUUCUCCUGUAAGGUCAACAGGCCCAACGCCACGCUGAAGUGGAUGAAGGCCGGGGAGGAGAUCGCCUUCAGCAAACGAGUCGUUUACCGAGUCGACCAAGACAAGCACACGCUCACCAUCAAAGACUGCACGCUGGCCGACGAGGGCGAGUACACGGCCGUGGCCGGAGACAACAAGUCCACAGCGGAGCUGAUCAUCAGCGAGGCGCCGACAGACUUCAGCCUGCAGCUGAAGGACCAGACCAUCACCGAGUUCCAGGACGCAGAGUUCUCAUGUAAACUCACCAAAGAGAAAGCGGAAGUCAAGUGGUACAGGAAUGGACGUGAGAUCAGAGAAGGACCCAGAUACAAGUUUGAAAAAGACGGAAAGAUUUGCACGUUACGUAUCAAAGAGUGCAGACCUGACGACGAGUGUGAAUACGCCUGUGGCGUGGAUGAGAAGAGGUCCAGAGCCAGACUCUUUGUGGAAGAGACGCCGGUGGAGAUCGUCCGACCGCCACAGGACGUGUUCCAACCCCCGGGCUCGGACAUCGUGUUCGAGGUGGAGCUGAACAAGGACCGAGUGGAGGUGAAGUGGUUGAGGAACAACAUGACGGUCGUCCAGGGAGACAAGUACCAGAUGAUGAGCGAGGGCAAAGUCCACCGCCUGCAGGUGUGUGAGAUCCGACCUCGAGACCAGGGCGAGUACAGGAUCAUCGUCAAGGACAAAGACGCCAAGGCCAAGCUGGAGCUGGCAGCUGUGCCUCAGAUAAAGACCACGGACCAGAGCUACGUCACAGACGCCGGGAAGCCCAUCGUCAUGGCCGUCCCGUACAGCGCCUACCCAAAGGCCCAGGCCGACUGGCUGUACGACAACCAGAGUCUGCCCAAGGACGACAUCCACACCUCCGCUGACCGCACAGAGUAUCGGCUGAAGGACCCCAAGAAGUCGGACCAGGGCCGAUACAAGAUCACGAUCAAGAACAAGCACGGAGAGGGAGAAGCCUUCAUCAACCUCAGCGUCAUCGACGUCCCCGGACCCGUGAAGAACCUGCAGGUGGUCGAUACCGCAGAUGGUGAGGUCAGCCUGGCGUGGGAGGAGCCUGAGAGUGACGGGGGCAGCAAGGUCACUGGCUACGUGGUGGAGAGACGCGACGUGAAGCGAAAGACCUGGACGCUGGCCACAGAGCAGGCCGACAGCCCUGAGUACACGGUGACCGGCCUCCACAGAGACUCCAUGUACCUGUUCAGAGUCUGCGCCCGGAACCGGGUCGGCAGCGGACCCAUCGUAGAGACCGACAAACCCGUUCAGGCCAAGAACAAGUUCGAUGUUCCUGAAGCUCCUUUGAACGUGAUCGUAGGAAAUGUCUCAAAGUUCGGCUGCACCGUCUCCUGGGAAACUCCCGGGUCGGACGGCGGCUCUCCCAUCACCUCUUACAUCAUCGAGCUGCGUGACCGCACGUCGGUGCAGUGGUCGCCCGUGCAGGUGACCAAGGCCGACGAGCUCAGCGCCAUCAUCAACGAUGUCAUAGAGAACAAAGAGUACAUCUUCAGAGUCAAAGCCGAGAACAAAGCCGGCGUCGGCAAACCCAGCGCCGCCUCCCGGCCCGUCAAGAUCAUGGAUCCCAUUGAGUGUCCCAGUCCUCCUCUGAACCUCUCCGGGCAAGACCAGAACAAGAGCUCGGUGCAGCUGGCCUGGGAGACGCCUCUGAGGAACGGAGGGAGCAUGAUCACCGGCUACAUCAUCGAACGCUGUGUGGACGGCACCGACAAGUGGCUGCGCUGCAACGCCCGCCUCUGCCCCGACCUCUUCUACAAGGUGUCUGGUCUGAAAUAUGGAACCAAGUACAACUACAGAGUGUUUGCUGAAAACGCAGCCGGCUUGUCUGACCCAUCGAAUGUGAACGGCCCCCUGCUGGCUGACGACCCACAUGUCGGUCCGACCUUUGACCUAAGUGCUUUCAAAAAUGGCCUGGAGGUCAUCGUCCCUCAGCCUCUCAGCAUCAGAGUCCCCAUCUCCGGAUACCCGACCCCCGUCGCCAAGUGGACCUUCGUAGAGAAGGAGCUGACCACUGCCGAUGAGCGAAUCAGCCUGAUGACCAAGUCCACGUUCACAGAACUGAUCGUCACACCGAGCGUCCGCCCGGACAAAGGCAUCUACGUCCUGCAGCUGGAGAACGACGUCACGUCUGUCUCCGGAGAGAUCGAAGUCAACGUCAUCGCUGCACCCAGCGCUCCGAAGGACUUCAAGGUUCUGGAGGUGACGCGGCAGCACGUGCACCUGAGCUGGGAGGCGCCCGAGCACGACGGAGGAAGUCCUCUGACCGGCUUCCAGGUGGAGAAACGAGACGUGUCCCGCAAGACCUGGGUCAAGGUGGCCACCGGAGUCCAGGAUCAGGAGCUUACAGUCACCGACGUGGUUGAAGGGAAGGAGUAUCUGUUCAGAGUAACCGCCUGCAACAAGUGUGGCCCAGGAGAGCCGGCUUACAUCGACGAGCCCGUCAGCGUCUCCUCUCCUGCCACUGUGCCCGAUCCUCCAGAGAACUUGAAGUGGAGGGACAAGUCCGCCAGCGGCAUCUUCCUGACCUGGGAGCCACCAAGGUACGACGGUGGCAGUGGCAUCCGAGGCUACAACGUGGAUCGCUGCCAGAGAGGAACUGAUAAGUGGGAGCCCUGCGGGGAGAUGGUGCCUGAGCUGAAGUGCCAGGUGACCGGUCUGAUCGAGGGCCAGUGGUACUCCUACAGAGUCCGAGCCCUGAAUGGACUCGGAGCAGGCCGACCCUGCAAGGCCACAGAUGAGAUCCAGGCCGUUGAUCCCAAAGAGCCUCCAGAGAUCCAGCUGGACGCCAAGCUGUUGGCCGGUCUGACCGCCAAAGCCGGCAGCAAGAUUGAACUCCCCGCCGAGGUGAAGGGUAAGCCCGAGCCCCGGGUGAAGUGGACCAAGGCCGACCUGGUCCUCAAAGCAGAGGACAGAGUCUCCAUUGACACCAAGGCGGGACACUCAACUGUCACUAUCGCCAAGACACAGAGAGACGAUAGCUCCACCUACAUCAUUGAAGCCACCAACAGCAGCGGCCGCGCCACAGCCACCGUGGACGUCAACAUCCUCGAUAAGCCUGGUCCUCCAGCUGCCUUCGACAUCUCUGACAUCACCAACACAUCCUGCUUCCUGGCCUGGAACCCUCCGCGCGAUGACGGCGGCUCCAGAGUCACCAACUACAUCGUCGAGCGCCGAGCUGCCGACAGCGAGAUCUGGCACCGGCUCUCCUCCACCAUCAAACAGACCACCUACACAGCCGUGGAUCUGGUCAAGUUCAAGGAGUACAUCUUCAGAGUCUUCGCAGAGAACCAGUUCGGCGUUGGUCCAGCGGCUGAACAUCCAUCCAUCAUCGCCAGAUAUCCCUUCGACACUCCCGGAGCUCCUUACAAGCUGGAGCCUUCGGACAUCGCCAAGGACUCUCUGACUCUGACCUGGUACGAGCCUGACGAGGACGGAGGAAGCCCCAUCACAGGAUACUGGGUGGAGAGACACGAGCCCGACCACGACAAGUGGAUCAGAUGCAACAAGCUGCCGAUCAAGGACACCAACUACAGGGUCAAAGGUCUUCCCACCAGGAAGAAAUACAAGUUUAGAGUCCUGGCUGAGAAUCUGUCUGGAACUGGAAAACCCAGCAAAGAGACAGACAUGAUCCUCGUCAAAGAUCCAAUUGAUCCUCCAUGGCCUCCUGGUAAACCCACGGUGAAGGACGUCGCUAAGACUUCCUGUUUCCUGACGUGGACCAAACCAGAGCACGACGGUGGAGCAAAGAUCGAGGGCUACCACAUUGAGAUGCUGAAGAGUGGCAACGUGGACUGGAUCCGCGUGGCAGAGGACAUCAGUCUCCUGGAGCACUCCCUGAGAGGCCUGAUGGAGAAGCAGGAGUACUCGUUCAGGGUGCGAGCCGUGAACGUGGCCGGAGAGAGCGAGCCCAGCGAGCCCAGCGAGCCAGUGCUCUGCAAAGAGAGGCUCAAUCCUCCCUCUGCUCCUCGCUGGCUGACCAUUGUGAGCAUCUGCAGGAACAGCUGCGAGAUGAAGUGGACGGCGCCCGAGCGCGACGGCGGCUCGCCCAUCACCAACUACGUGGUGGAGAAGCGUGACGUCAGACGUAAAGGCUGGCAGGCCGUGGACACCACAGUCAAGGAGCUGAAGUACAGCGUGACUCCUCUGAACGAGGGAUCGCUGUACGUGUUCCGCAUCGCCGCCGAGAACAAGGCGGGCGUGGGCCCGUUCUGUGAGCUGGAGGACUCGGUGCUCGCCAAAGACACUUUCACCACUCCUGGGCCUCCGUACGCCCUCGCCGUGAACGCCGUGACCAAAACAUAUGUGGACCUUCAGUGGGAGGAGCCUAAAAACGAUGGUGGCCGCCCCAUCCUCAGGUUUUCAGUUGAGAAGAAGGAGAAGCUCGGCACGCGCUGGGUUAAAUGUGGGAAGACUUCAGGUCGGGACUGUAAAUACAGAGUGACCGACGUCAUCGAAGGAACAGAGGUUCAGUUCCAGGUCUGCGCCGAGAACGAGGCCGGCAUCGGACAUCCGAGCGAACCCACCGAGAUCCUCACCAUCGAGGAUCCCACAGGUGUCCCAUCUCCACCCAUGGAGCUACACAUCACCGGCGCCAGCCGGGACUUCCUGUCCAUCGGCUGGAAACCUCCGCAGAGGAACGGUGGCUGCCCCAUCUCCGGAUACCACAUCGAGAUGUGCGAGGCCGGAACAGAGAAGUGGAUGAGGGUCAACUCUCGUCCAGUGAAGGAGCUCAAGUACCGUGUGGAAGAGGGUGUGAUCCCUGAGAAGGAGUACAUCCUGAGAGUGAGGGCCAUCAACUCGGUCGGAGUGAGCGAGCCUUCCGACAUCUCCGAGAACGUCUUCGCCAAAGACUCCGACUGUAAUCCGACUCUGGACUUCCAGACUCUGGACCUGGUUGUGGUAGAACACGAGAAGAUGCACAUCCCAGUUCCCUUCCGAGCCGUCCCCUCCCCCAGGAUCACCUGGCACAAGGACGGGAAGGAGCUGAAGGCCGACGAGCGUCUCGGCUUCAGGAAGGAGUACACUUCCUGUCACCUGGAGGUCGACAGCAGCCUUCACGCUGACGCCGGCGUGUACAAAGUCACUCUGGAGAACAAACUUGGAGCCGCCAGCGGCACCAUCAACGUCAAAGUCAUCGGUCUUCCUGGUCCCUGUAAGGAGAUCAUAGCCUCUGAGAUCACAAAGAGCUCCUGCAAAGUGUCCUGGGAUCCUCCAGACUACGACGGCGGCAGCCCCAUCCUUCACUACGUCAUGCAGCGGCGUGAGGCCGGCAGGAGGACCUACGUCAACAUGAUGUCCGGAGAGAACAAGCUGACCUGGAACGUCAAAGACCUGAUCCCGAACGGAGAGUACUACUUCAGAGUCCAGGCCGUCAACAAGAUCGGAGGAGGAGAGUUCGUCGAGCUCCGCAACCCGGUCAUCGCACAGGACCAGAAACAUGUUCCCGACCCACCAGUGGACGUGGAGACCCACAACCCGACCUCCAGCACCAUCACUCUGACCUGGAAGCCUCCCAUGUAUGAUGGCGGCUCGAAAAUCAUGGGCUACGUACUGGAGAGGCAACAAAAGGGCGAUGACAAGUGGGAGAGGUGCAACGACUUCCUGGUGCCCGUCUUGUCCUACACCGUCAGAGGACUGACGGAGGGAAAGCGUUACGCCUUCAGAGUCAGAGCGGAAAACGCAGCCGGAGUCAGCGAGCCGUCACGCGGCACGCUGUUCGUUAAGGUGUCGGACGCUGUUGAUGCUCCGAAGGUCUUCCUGAGCGGCAGCCUGCAGUCAGGGCUCAACGUGAAACGAGGCUGCGAGAUCUGCUUAGACGCCAACAUCUCCGGGGCGCCGUACCCUGAGAUCACAUGGUACUGGAACAACCAGGUGAUCCGGCCCGAGGCGCUGCGCAAGAGGCCCGAAAAGCCCCUGAAGAAGAAAGUGGAGAAGAAGGAGGAAAAGAAAGAGGAGAAGAAAGAGGAGAAGAAGGAAGGAGAGGAGAAAAAGGAGGGAGAGGUGAAGGAGGGAGAGUUGAAGGAGGGAGAGGUGAAGGAAGGAGAAGAGAAGAAAGAAGAAGAGGAGAAAAAGAAGGAGGAGGAGGCAGCAGAGCCGGAAGUGGAAGAGUCUGACUACCCAACGAUAAACGAGCGUCUGACCAUCGACAACCACCGCAGAGGAACGUCCUCCAUCGUCGUCAGGGACUCGAUCCGCGGCGACCACGGCGUCUACAUGGUGAAGCUGGAGAACGACCACGGCACGGCCUCGGCAACCUGCGAGGUCAACGUGCUCGAUACUCCAGGUCCUCCUGUCAACUUCAGAUUCGAGGAGGUGAGGAAGAACUCUGUGGUCUGCAAGUGGGAUGCUCCUCUGGAUGAUGGCGGCAGCGAGAUCAUCAACUACAUCCUGGAGAAGAAGGACAACUCCAAGCUGGAGUUUGGCUGGAGCAGUGUCACCACCACACUGAGAGGCUGCAGAUACCUGGUGCCCAAACUCAUUGAGAAGAAGGAGUACAUCUUCAGGGCCGUGGCCGAGAACAAGUUGGGUGGUGGACCCGCCUGCGUCUCCAAACCACUCAUCGCCAAGAAUCCUUUCGAUCCUCCCGAGGCUCCUGAAAAGCCCGAGAUCGAUGACAUCACAUCCCACAGCAUGCUGGUCACCUGGAACGAGCCCAACGACCACGGCAGCCCCAUCCUGGGAUACUGGGUGGAGCGCCGCGAGAUCAACAGCUCCCACUGGGCUCGGGUCAACAGGAACAUCGUCCCGGACCCUCAGCUGAACGUUGAGGGUCUGCUCGAGGGCCUGACCUACAUCUUCAGGGUGGCAGCUGAAAACCAAGCCGGCCCCGGGAAGUUCAGCGUCCCGUCUGAACCCAAAACAGCCCAAGCUCCGAUCUUACCUCCUGGACCACCUGCCGCCCGAGUGGCGGACACCACUGACCACUCCAUCGACGUGGAGUGGGACCCACCUGCAGACAACGGUGGAGCAGAUAUCCUGGGCUACCACGUGGACAAGGCCAUGGCCGGUUCCAAGGACUGGUCCAGGUCCACAGAGCAUCUCUGGAAGACCCGGGCGUUCACCAUCUACGGAGUCCGUGACGGAGCCAAGUACAUGGUCCGAGUCAUUGCCUGCAACUCAGCCGGAGAGGGAACGCCCGGAUUCACAGAGUCUGUGUUCGUCAAGAAUCCUGCAGAGAAGCCAGUGAUUGAACUGGACCUGUCCGUCAAGAAUGGCUUGGUCAUCAGAGCCGGAGAGAACCUUCGUGUUCCAGCGACAGUCACAGGUAAACCCUACCCCUGCAUCGACUGGACCAAGGAUGAUGGGAAACCCGACAAAGACCGUGUGGAGAUUCUGACCGAAGGCAACGACAGCGUUGUUUCAGUCAACAACGUCCAGAGGAAGGACUGCGGCAAAUACCAGAUCUUUGCUUGCAACCCCAGUGGCAAGAAGUCUGCUUGGUCCAGAGUGGAGGUUGUGGACGUCCCCGGACCUGUCACGGACCUGAAGCCUGUUGUCGUCACUCGUAAGAUGAUCUUCCUGAACUGGGACGACCCUGUGGACGACGGAGGCAGCGACCUCUUGGGCUUCAUCGUCGAACGAAAAGACGGACAGAUGCACGUGUGGAGGCAGCCCGUUGAAACCAUCUCCUCCAAGUGCGAGUGUACCGGCAUCAAUGAGGGACAGGUGUACACGUUCCGCGUUAUUGCCAAAAACAAGUAUGGCCUGGGUCCGCCCGUUGAGCUGGAUCCCAUCACAGCCGAGGACGCGCAGGGUCCACCAUCGUACCCCGAGAAGUUCCAUUACACUGAGCGCACCAAGAACUCCGUUUCAUUUUCCUGGAGGCCGCCGCGUAACGACGGAGGCAGCCCGAUCAUCGGCUACUUCGUAGAGAAGAAGCGACAGGACCAGCAGGCCUACGAGCCGUGCAACGCGGAGAUCGGCCCCAACAACACCAUGACUGUGGAGGGGCUGGAAGACGGCUGGAUGUACGAGUUCAGGAUCAAGUGUGCUAACCUAAUCGGAGAAAGUGAGCCGUCCAUCCCGCUCCAAGUGGUCAUCCAAGACGAUGAAGUGUUUCCUGAGGUCCACAUGCUGAAGCACUUCACGGGCGACAGCAUCAUUGUGAAAAAGGGCGAAGCCAUUGAGCUGCCCGCCGACAUCCUGGGACUCCCCAUCCCUAAGAUCGAGUGGUCCAAAGAUGACGUGGUCAUCGCGGCGCCGACCGAGGCUCUGCUGAUGGAAACAGAGGUGACGGGCAGGUUGAACGCCAAGACGAAGCUGUCCAUCCCAGCGGUCAACAGGAGGGACGCCGGCAGCUACACUGUCACUGCCACCAACAGCAUGGGCACAGCCCAACACACCACCUCCGUCAGUGUGCUGGACCGCCCCCUCCCACCCAGGAACGCGGCGGUGUCCAACAUCAAGGCGGAGUCCUGCUCCCUCCGGUGGGAAGCGCCUCUGAGCGAUGGCGGCAGCGAACUGACCAACUACAUUGUUGAAAAGAAAGAAGUGAGGACAGAGGAGCCGGAGCUGGAAGAGGGACAGGAAGCUCCAGCUGAGCCCGAGUGGGUGGAGGUUACCAACUGCAUCCUUGAGAAGAAACACGGGGUGUGGGACCUUGAGACCAACAAGACCUACGUGUUCCGGGUCCGAGCUGAGAACCGCUACGGUAUAUCUGACCCCAGUGUGACAGAGCAGGUCCAGAUCAUUGACCCCUUCGGCCUCCCUGGCGCUCCAGAGAAACCGACCAUCACGGAAUACGACAAGACCUACAUGACCCUGACCUGGGAGCCUCCCAGGGACAAUGGCGGCUCCAUGAUUAUUGGCUACUGGCUGGAGAAGAGAGAGAAAGGCACCAGCUACUGGGCCAAAGUCAACAAGGGGCCGGUCACCAAGAGGGGAACCAAAGGCUGGGAGUACCAGGCGACUCGUCUGUUUGAAGGAACUGAGUACGAGUUCCGAGUUGCUGCCUUCAACUCUGCAGGAGCUGGACCGUUCAGUGGGCCGUCCGACUCUGCCUUCGCCGUCAGUCCGAUCACUCCUCCCAGCAUGCCCGCUGCUCCUGAGGUGGCUGAUAAGACGAAGCACAACGUCAAUCUGACCUGGAAACCGCCAGCGAGCGACGGGGGAAGUCCCAUCAAAGGUUACAUCAUCCAGAUCCAGAGUGAAGGUUCCGCCUUGUGGAUGACGGUGAACGACCCUGACACCGUUCACCCGACCACUGAGUACACAGUGCCCAGCCUCCGCGAGCUGAAGCACUACCGCUUCCGGGUCAUCGCCGUCAACGACAUCGGCGAGUCGGACCCCAGCCCACGCACCGGAGAGGUGCUGAUCGAGGAUGUCAAGCUCGGACCGUCCAUCUCCAUCGACGUGUCUGUCGACGACCUGCUCUACAUCCGUGCCGGUGAUCCUAUCAAGAUCGCCGCCAGCAUUAAGGGCCGCCCAGAACCCAAGGUCACCUGGGACUUUGAUGGCAAAGCCAAGUCGCACAAGAAAAACAAAGUGCACACGCUGCCCGUGGACUCCGAGGUGGAGUCCACUGACACCACGUCUGUGGUGAUGAUCCCUGUGAGUCUGAGGAGCCACUCUGGACGUUACACCAUCACUGCAAAGAACAAGUCUGGACAGAAACACGUCAACGUCAGAGUCAAUGUCCUCGAUGUACCCGGAGCUCCGAAAGACCUGAGAGUUACUGACAUAACCCGGGCCACCAUGAGGCUGAUCUGGAAACUGCCCGAUAGUGACGGAGGAGAGAGAAUUAAGAGCUACUUCAUCGAGAAGAAAAGCGUCACUGACAAGGCCUGGACCAAGGUGCACGCAGCCUGUGCCAGUCAGGCGUACGUGGUGCCCGGUCUGCUGGAGGGUCAGGACUACCUGUUCAGGAUCCGAGCUGAGAAUCGACUCGGGUUUGGUCCGUUCACCGUCACCACGGAACCUGCUCGGGCCAGAGAUCCCAUCUACCCCCCCGACCCCCCGACCAAGCUGAAGGUUAACCUGGUGACAAAGACGGCCGUGACUCUGAGCUGGGAGGCGCCGACAAACAACGGCGGCUCCCCGGUGAAGCAUUACAUCAUCGAGCGUCUGAGCUGGGACACCAGCGGCAAAGAGAAGGAGACGUGGAAACAGUGCAACAAGAGAGACGUGGAGGAGCUGGGCUUCGUGGUGGAGGACCUGAAGGAGGGAGGAGAAUAUGAGUUCAGGGUGAAAGCUGUGAACGCUGCCGGACCCAGCCGACCCUCGGCCACCAUCGGACCCAUGUUCAUCAAGGAUCAGACAUGUGCUCCCACCAUCGAGCUGCGUGAGGCCCUGGAGGGCGAGGAGGGCUGUGAUGUCAGCUUGGUGGCGAAGGUGAGCGGCUGUCCGUUCCCCACUCUCACCUGGAGCAUGGCCAGCCUGGCCACACCUGAAGAGAAGGCUGCCGUCCAGUACGGCCAGCACAUCAGCAAACUGGUGACGCAGAACAAAUGCACGCUGCUGAUCCAGCAGGCCAGCAGGCUCGACAGCGCCCUCUACAGCCUGACGGCCAAAAACAGCCUGGGCUCUGUCACCAAGGACAUCAAGCUCUCGGUGCUGGGACCCCCUGGCCAGCCCGUCGCACCAAUCACAUUGACCGAGGUGUUUGCAGACAGGAUCGGUCUGGCCUGGAGCCCUCCCACAGACGACGGAGGAUCCAAGAUCACCAACUACGUGGUGGAGAAGCGCGAGGACAACAGGAAGUCCUGGGUGCACGUUUCCAACGACCCCAGAGAGUGCGUGUACGUGGUGACCCGUCUGACGGAGAACCAUGAGUACGAGUUCCGAGUCAUGGCCCAGAACAAGUUCGGAGUCGGGCCUCCACUGGUCAGCCCGGCGGAGAAGGCCAGAAACUUGUUCACCGUCCCGGGUCAGUGUGAGAAACCGACCAUUACCGAGAUCUGCUUCGAGUCCAUGACCGUCAACUGGGACGAGCCAAAGUACGACGGAGGCUCCCCCAUCACCGGCUAUUUCGUAGACAAGAAGGAGACCACCUCCAAGCGCUGGGCGCGUGUGAACCGCGACCCGAUCCGAGCGCUGCCCCUGGGCAACAGCUGGGACGUCUUCAGCCUGCUGGACUACGCCCUGUACCAGUUCAGGGUCAUCGCCGCCAACGCUGCUGGCUGCGGCCUCCCCAGUUUGCCCUCCGACCCGAUCCUCUGCAGAGACCCCAUCAAACCUCCCGGACCACCGACUCCGAAGGUGACCGACUGGACAAAGUCCACAGUGGAUCUGGAGUGGAUCGCUCCUGUGGAGGACGGAGGGUCAAAGGUCACUGGCUACAUCGUAGAGUUCCAGGAAGUGAAUAAGGAGGAGGAGGAGAAGAAAGCCAAGAGGAGGCUGCUGAUGCUGAGCGAGGCCGAGGAGGAGCAGGAGCCCACGGCCGAGGACAGUUGGACCAAGGCAAAGGAAACAGAAAUCAGAGGAACCAGGUUUGUGGUGGAUGGCCUGAAGGAAGGAGGUCUGUACCGCUUCCAAGUCCGAGCCGUGAACGUUGGCGGAGUGGGAGAAGCGGGACUCGUGUCAGAGCUGAUCGAAACCAAAGACAGAACGAUUCCUCCUGAGAUGGACCUGGACGCCUCGGUGAAGGAGAAGAUCGUGGUCCACGCUGGAGCCACCAUCCGCAUCAUCGCCUACGUGUCUGGUAAACCCGCCCCACAGAUCACCUGGUGCCGAGACGACGCCGAGGUGCCCAAAGAGGCCGUGGUGGAGACGACGGGCAUCUCCAACUCGCUGGUCAUCAAGAACUGCAAACGCCAGCACCAGGGAAUCUACACCCUGUGUGCCAAGAACGAGGGAGGAGAGAGGAAGAAGGCCGUCGUGGUGGAAGUCCUGGACGUCCCUGGACCGGUCGGUCUUCCCUUCGCUGGUGAGAACCUGACCAACGACUCCUGUAAGUUGACCUGGUGCUCCCCCGAGGACAAUGGUGGAUCGGCCAUCACCAACUACAUCAUCGAGAAGAGGGAGUCGGACCGCAUGGGCUGGACCUCGGUGUCCUACACGGUGACGAGGAACAACGCCGUGGUUCAGGGACUCAUUGAUGGGAAAGGCUACUUCUUCAGGAUUGCAGCCGAGAACAUCAUCGGCAUGGGACCAUUCAUCGAGACGGACAAGAUGGUUCUCAUCAAGGACCCCAUCUCCGUCCCCGAGCGUCCAGAGGACCUGUUCGUCACCGCCGUUACCAAGGACUCCAUCUCCGUCGCCUGGAGACCGCCCAAGUACGAUGGCGGCGCUGAGGUGAUCGAGUACGUCCUUGAGUCCCGCAUGGUCGGCCGUGACAACUUUACACGCGUAGGUGCCGAGGACAAACUGAUGGACAGGAAGUUCACUAUGACCGGGCUGAAGGACGGGUCAAGCCAUGAGUUCAGAGUCUCUGCCAUCAACCAGGUGGGACAAGGGAAACCGUCCUUUGCCACCAAACCGGUGCAGUGCAAGGACGAGAUCGAACCUCCAACUCUGGACCUGGACUUCAGAGACAAGACGAUGGUGAAGGUUGGAGACAGCUGCACACUGUCGGGACGCUACAGCGGCAAACCAGCCCCGGCCGUCAGCUGGAAGAAGAACGACGAAGAGCUGAAGGUCGAUGAGGAGAUCCACCUCCACAGCACCACCCGCCAUCUCAGCCUGAACAUCAGCAAAGCCAAGAGAGAGCACAGCGGCUGCUACUGCGUCAGCGUGGAGAACGCCGCCGGAGCUCGCACAGGAAUCUGCACCGUCACAGUGGUCGACCGUCCUCAGCCUCCAGAGGGACCUGUGGUCUUCAACGAGGUCUACAGGAACUACAUGGUGAUCUCCUGGAACGCGCCUCUGGAUGACGGAGGCUGCGCCAUCUCCAACUACAUCAUCGAGAAGAGAGACACCAACAGAGACCUGUGGAUGCCUGUCACCGCGUCCUGCACCAGGACGUCCUGCAAGGUACCGAAGCUGAUCGAGGGUCGUGACUACAUCGUCAGGAUCAUGGCUCAGAACAUCUACGGCAUCAGCGAGCCGCUCCUGUCUGCAGAGACCAAGGCCAGAGACGUGUUCAAGGUGCCUGACGCUCCUAGACAGCCCACGGUGAAAGAGGUCUUCCAUGACUCCGCCCUCAUCAGCUGGGAACCACCAGCUGACGGAGGAAAACCCAUCACCAGCUACAUCGUGGAGAGGAAGGAGACCAUGGCCAACAGGUGGGUGCGAUGCAAUACGGACAAAAUCUAUCCGAAGGUGGAGUACUGGAUAACGGAGCUGCUACAAGGUUGUGAGUACGAGUUUCGAGUCAGUGCUGAGAACGAGGUGGGAGCCGGCGACCCAAGUCCACCAUCCAAACCCGUCUUUGCCAAGGAUCCAAUAGUGAAACCUGGUCCACCAGUGAACCUCCAGGCCAUCGACUUCACCAAGGAGUCUGCGACUCUGUCCUGGGACCCGCCCACCGACACCGGAAGAGGAAAGAUCUUUGGAUACCUGGUGGAGUUCAUGAAGGCUGGAGAGGAGGAGUGGCAAAAGGUGAACCAGACUCCAGACUCCUGCCAGGAGACCAAAUUGAAGGUGAUCAACCUGGAUGAUGGCGGUCUUUACCGCUUCAGAGUUAUGGCCGUCAACGCUGCUGGAGAGUCUGACCCGGCUAAUGUGAAAGAGCCAGUCAGAGUGCAAGAAAGACUUGAGCCUCCAGAGCUGGAUCUGGAUGCCGCAAUGACCCGAGAGAUCAAGGCCCUGAGCGGCACUCACAUCACUCUGAUGGCAGCCAUCAAAGGCGCCCCGUUCCCCAAGGUCACCUGGAAGAAGAACGAUGCUGAGGUUCCCACCAGGGCGGACAUUGAAACCAACACUGCAGGCACUAAGCUGGAGAUGAGGUUCUGUAACCGUGAUGACUGUGGAGAUUACACCCUGAAUGUGGAGAACCCAGUCGGAUCCAAGACAGUCACCUGCACUGUGCUGGUCCUGGACAAACCUGGACCCAUCCAGCACCUCCGGGCAUCGGAUGUCAGAAGUGACUCUGCCUACCUUUCCUGGAAGGACCCAGAAGACAACGGCGGUGUUCGCAUUACAAACUUUGUGGUUGAGAAGAAAGACACAACAUCCACUCAGUGGGUCCCCGUCUGCUCCACAUCCAAGAAACGCAGCAUGACGCUGAAGCACCUGAUGGAGGGCACAUCCUACGUGUUCAGAGUCGCUGCUGAGAACCAGUAUGGCCGCAGCGAGUACGUUGAGAUGCCCAAGGCCAUCAAGGCAAUGAACCCACUCUUCCCCCCUGGUCCUCCCAAAGACCUGCACCAUGUCGACGUGGACAAGACCGAGGUGUGGUUGGUCUGGAACUGGCCUGACCGCAAUGGAGGAAGUGAGAUAACAGGCUUCCUGGUGGAGUAUCAGGAGGAGGGAGAGAGGGAAUGGGAUGAGUGGAAGAUGGUCAGCAUCCCCGAGAGUCAUGUGACUGGCCUGGAGGAAGGAAAGACCUACCGCUUCAGAGUGAGGACCGAGAAUGCCAUUGGCCUGAGCAGACCCGACACCACCGUGCCCAUCCUCUGCCAGGAGAAACUGGUGGCUCCAAUCGUGGAGUUGGACGUGAAGCUGAUUGAAGGCAUCGUUGUGAAGGCCGGCACCACCAUCAGGCUGCCAGCUAUCAUGAGAGGAAUCCCUGUUCCUGCUGCCAAGUGGUCCAUCGAUGGAGAGGAGAUCACCAGCCAGGGCAACAUCAAGAUCGACACUGACAACUUCUCCACUGUGCUCAGCAUCAAUGAGUGCACAAGGAACCACAGUGGCACCUACCUGCUCACUGUGUCCAACCCAGCUGGAACCAAGACAGUGGGCUUGAACGUCAGUGUCCUGGAUGUUCCAGCUGCUCCCAUUGGACCUGCCAACAUCCUGGAAGUCGCUCCUGACUCAAUGAUGAUUGAAUGGCGUCCUCCCAAGGAUGAUGGUGGCAGCCCUGUCACCAACUACAUUGUGGAGAAGAGGGAGUCCAACAAGGAGACCUGGGGAGGUGUAACCUCAGGCAGCCUCGCCACCCAGCUCAGGAUAACCCGCCUGCAGAAGGGAGUGGAAUAUGUAGUUCGCAUUCGUGCUGAGAACAAGAUGGGUAUUGGUGCUCCUCUGGAGACCAAGCCCACUGUUGCUGAGCACUCCUUCAUGGCACCUAGUGCACCUGGUAAGCCACAGACCUCUGAUAUCUCAGAAGACGCUGUCACAGUCGGCUGGACCAUGCCCCUGUCUGAUGGCGGCAGCCAGAUCAAUGGCUACAUCAUUGAGCGCAGACAUAAGGGAGGAAAAUGGAUCCGUGUCAAUAAGACACCUUGCCAGGACCUGAGGUACAGAGUCCUGGGUCUGUUUGAGGGUAAUGAGUACGAGUUCAGAGUGUUUGCUGAGAAUGUCGCUGGCUACAGUGGACCCUCCCCCAUCUCUGACCCCUGCAAGCCCUGCAGGCCUAUCACUGUCCCAAGUCCACCUGUGAACCCCAGAGUUAAAGAUUACAGCAAGACCACUGCUGACCUGGUCUGGACCAAACCCAAUAAAGACGGCGGCAGCCCCAUCAUGGGCUACAAUGUGGAAAUAAAGAAAGGAGAUACUGACGAAUGGAAAAAAUUGAACCUGGAAGACUUCGUCAAGCAGUGUGCCUAUAGGGUGGAGGGACUGGAAGAGGGCGUGACCUACAGAUUCAAAGUUUGUGCCUCAAACAUGAUCGGAGAUGGAGAACCCAGAGAAGUCCCAGAGUCCAUCACAACACAGGAUAUCCUCAUCCCUCCAGAGAUCGAGAUGGAGGCCUCCUGCAGAGAGCGUAUCACUGUGCGUGCCGGACACAAUAUCAACAUUAUUGGUUACAUUAAGGCUCGUCCUGACCCCGAGGUCAUUUGGUCAAAGGAGGAAACAGUUUUGGAGAGCAGCAAACGCGUCACCAUCUAUCAGAACUUCCCCUUGGUCCACUUGAAGAUUAAGGAGGCCACGAGAGCCGACCAUGGCCAGUACGUCCUUAAGGCUUCAAAUGUAGGCGGCGAAGCCUCCUGCACAAUCAUAGUCAAUGUGCUGGACAGACCCAGCCACUGCCAGAGCCUGCACAUUACCUAUUCAACCAAGGAUUCAUGCAUGAUCAACUGGGAGGCCCCUAAAGACAACGGUGGAUCUGAGAUCACAAACUACAUUGUGGAGUGCCGUGAGCCUAGCAUGUGCAUGUGGUCUAUGAUCUCCUCCCACUGCACAAAUCGCAAGAUCAAGGCCAAACUGAUGGAGGGCCAUGAGUACCUAUUCCGUGUCUGUGCAGCGAACAAAGUAGGACCUGGACCAACUGUUGAGACCAAGACUCCUCUGAUGGCCAUUGACCCCAUUGAAAAGCCUGGUGAGCCUGAGAAGUUCAGAGCCACCGACAUUGGUAAGAACUAUGUCUAUCUGAGAUGGAGGAAGCCCGACUAUGAUGGUGGAAGCCCCAACCUCUCGUACAACCUGGAGUGCAAAGUCAAAGAUGCUGCUGAUUGGGAGAAACUCAACACUGGCCCUCUCACCGAUACCUUCUUCCUGGCUGACAAGUGCCUAGAGAAUCAGACGUACACCUUCAGGGUGCAGACUGUUAAUGAGGGAGGUGAAAGUGCCUGGGUGAGUCUUGCUGAUAUAGUGGUUAGGGAGGAGAUCCAGAAGCCUGUCAUUGACCUGAAGCUGGCUGGAGCUCUGACAGUGAUGGUUGGAGAAUCGGUCAGGAUGGAGGCCGGCCUGAGAGGAAAACCCCAGCCUGAAGUCAAAUGGACCAAAGACAAGGCUGUUGGAGACAACCCAAGAAUCAGCUAUGACACUGGGUCCGACUACUCCAAGUUCCUCCUGACAAAGUCCAGACGCACUGACACUGGAAAAUACAUCAUCACUGCCACUAACUCAGCCGGCACCUUCACAGCAUACGCCACCGUCAAUGUCCUGGAUGUCCCCGGAGCUGUAAGGAACCUGAGGGUUACAGGCCUCAGUGCAGACAAGUGCAGAGUGGUGUGGGAUGCUCCAGAGGAUGAUGGAGGUUGUGAGGUGGACAGCUACAUAUUGGAGAAAUGUGAGACCAGGAGGAUGGUCUGGUCAACCUACUCAUCCUCUGUGGUCAACCCGUACUGCAACGUCACUCGUCUCGUGGAGGGCAACGAGUACAUCUUCAGGGUGAGGGCUGAGAACAAGAUGGGAGCAGGCCCUGCCAUGGAGAGCAAGCCUGUCACGGUCAAGACUCAGUUCAACAAGCCUGGGCCCCCUGAGGCCCCAGAGGUCACCAAGGUGAGUAAAGAGGAGAUGACAGUGGUGUGGGCUCCUCCUGAGAACGACGGAGGAAAGUCAAUCACUGGUUACAUCCUGGAGAGGAAAGAGAAAAGGGCGGUCCGCUGGGUGCCGUGCACCAAAAGCCCAAUCUCCGAGAGGCGCAUGAAGGUCACCAACCUGAUUCCUAACCACGAGUACCAGUUCAGAGUGAAGGCUGAGAAUGAGGUUGGUCUUGGCGAGCCCAGCAAACCUUGCAGACCCGUCGCAGCCAAAGAUCCCAUUGAGCCCCCCGGCCCCCCUGCAGGGCUGAAGGUGGCUGACAGCACUAAGACCUCUAUCUCACUGUCCUGGUCCAAACCUGUGUACGAUGGUGGUGCCCCAAUAAUUGGCUACAGCUUGGACUUGAGGCUGAAGAGCGAGGCAGACCCUGAAAAGCCCACAGAGGGCUGGUCGAAAAUUGACACCAAUGGCCCAUUGGUACUCACAGAGUUCACCAUUAUUCAGCUGGAUGAAAAACAAGAGUAUGAGUUCAAGGUGUCGGCCAAAAACCAGGUGGGCUGGGGACGCCACGUGUACCUGAAAGAGGCCGUCUUCCCCAAGGAGGUCCUGGAGGCUCCAGAGAUCGAGCUGGAUGCCAGUCUGAGAAAGGGUCUGUCAGUUCGAGCUGGAUGUCCAAUCAGGCUGUUUGCUGUAAUCAGAGGACGACCUGCCCCCAAGGUUACCUGGAAGCGUAUCGGUGUGGACAAUGUGAUCCGCCGAGGCCACGUGGACCAGGUGGACACCAUGUCCUUCCUGGUAAUUCCUGAAAGCACCAGAGAGGAUUCUGGGAGAUACUCACUGACUCUGUCCAACUCAGUGGGAGAGAAAGCUGUCUUUGUCCGUGUCAAAGUGCUUGACACCCCUGGUCCCGUUGGCGGCUUUGAGGCAACUGAGGUCACCAAGACAUCAGCUCAACUGGCCUGGUUGCCACCAGACAAUGACGGUGGCAGUACCAUUAUCAACUACAUUGUGGAGAAACGCGAGGUGGACAGGAAGACAUGGAACAAGUGCACUGAGGUCCUGAAGAAGACGAGCUUCAAGGUGACCAACAUGACACCUGGAGUCGAGUACUACUUCAGAGUCACAGCCUGCAACAAGUAUGGCAUUGGUGUUCCUCAGGACUCACCCAAGUCCUACCUGGCAGUCGAUCCCAUUAGUGAACCUGACCCUCCGAAGAAGAUGGACGUGUUGGAGAUCACUAAGAACAGCGCCACACUUGGUUGGCUGAAGCCACUCAGAGAUGGUGGAGCCAAAUUAAACGGUUAUGUGGUGGACUACCACGAAGAGGGCGCACCAGAAGACAAGUGGACACCUUAUUCUGUGGUCAAAGACCUGACCAUCGUGGUGGUUGGUCUCAAGGAAGGAAAGAAGUACAAGUUCAGAGUGGCAGCCAGAAACUCAGUGGGAGUCAGUCUGGCGAGAGAGGCAGAGGGAAUGUUUGAGAUCAAGGAGCAGCUCAUGGCUCCUAAGGUAAUCUUGCCCGAUACUGUGACCGUCAGAGCUGGAUCCAAGAUGGUGAUUGAGGCUAUUGUGGCAGGUAAACCUGCUCCCGUCUGCAAGUGGAUGCAGGGCAGCGAGGCCGUGCUGACCUCUGACCGACUGUCGAUUGUCAAGACGCUGACAACCUGCACGCUAAUCAUCAAAAACGUUACAAGAAACGACAGCGGCUACUACAGCCUGUCAGUGGAGAACAGCACAGCCAGGAUCAACCACAUCCUCAAAGUCAUCGUAAUGGACAUUCCCGGACCUCCUGAAGCUCCUCUGGAGAUCACCGAAAAGGACAUUGACGCCUGCACACUGCUGUGGAAUUCGCCACAAGAGAACGGCGGCAGCCACAUCACCAACUACAUUGUAGAGAAGUGUGACGUCAGCGAGGGUGACUGGAUCCCUGUGUCCACAUCCUGCACUAAAACUAGCUUCAGAAUACAAAAACUGACAACUGGCAAAGAGUACGGCUUCCGAGUCCGUGCUGAGAACAGGUUCGGCAUCUCCGAGCCCAUUUAUUCUGAGAAGAUGAUCGCCAAACAUCCAUUUGAUCCUCCCAGUGAGCCCCGAAACCUGCAGGUCAACAAGGUCAACAAGGAAUCUGUCAUCCUGUCAUGGGAGCCUCCCAGCAGCGAUGGCGGCAGCCCCAUCACUGGAUACUGCAUUGAAAAGAAGGAGAGGAACAGCCUUCUGUGGGCAAAGGCCAACGAAUCUGUGGUCAAAGCCACCCAGUACACCUGCGCCAACCUGAUCGGGGGACUGGAGUACACGUUCAGGGUGUCAGCACUUAACCUGGCUGCACAGGGCAAACCUUGCAAACAGACGGACUUCAUCACCACCAGGAGUGCAGUUGACCCACCAGGUAAACCUGAGGCCAUGGAUGUGACCAAGAGCAGUGUGUCAUUGGUUUGGACCAGACCUAGGCAUGACGGCGGCAGCAAGCUGACUGGCUACUACAUGGAAUACACAAAACUUCCCGGGGAGAAGUGGAUUCGCUGCAACGCAAACUGCAUCAACAUCCAGACGGAGAAAUACGUGGUGACCGGCCUGGAGGAGGGUCAACAAUACCAGUUUAGAGUCAUUGCCAAGACGGCCAUCAACAUCAGCCUGCCAUCAGAGCUGUCUGACCCCAUCCCGGUCAUUGCAGAGAACGUUCCUCCUCGUGUGGAACUAGGUGUCAACAUGAAGAACUUGAUUGUGGUGAAGGCAGGAGAGAACAUCUCCCUGGAUGCUGAGGUAUUCGGCAAACCACUGCCCAAGGUGAGCUGGAAGAGAGAUGGAAUUCCACUGGUCAUCACUGAGGGAAUGAAGAUGAUCGAGAAGAAACACGUUCACCUGCUGGAGCUCUACGCUGUGACUAGGAAGGAGUCUGGAGACUACACCAUCACCGCACAGAACAUCAACGGCUCCAAGUAUGCCACCGUAAAGGUCAAGGUGCUUGACAAACCAGGACCUCCAGCCUCUGUGAAAGCUACCAAAGUAUUUUCUGACCGUGUCAAGAUUCGAUGGGAGCCCCCAGUUGCAGAUGGUGGCUCUGAAAUCACUAACUACAUCAUUGAGAAACGUGAGACCAGCAGGGCCAAUUGGGCACAGGUCACCUCCAAUAUCCACGGACACAUCACCGACUGCUCAGUAGAGAAACUCAUCGAAGGACAUGAGUACCAGUUCAGAGUCAGUGCUGAGAACCAGUACGGUGUGGGAGAUCCCAUCAUGACUGACGGUGUCAUGGUCAAGAAUCCAUACGAUGUUCCUGGUCCCUGCGAGCCACCAGUCAUCACCAACAUUACCCAAAACUCCAUGACCGUCAGCUGGAAGGCUCCAGCUAACGACGGCAAGGCUCCCAUCCUGGGCUACAUGAUGGAGAAGCGUGAGGCUACAGAACUGACCUGGGCUAAGGUCAACCGCAAGCCUGUCAUCGACAGGACCAUCAAGGCAGCUCAGCUGACGGAAGGCUCUGAGUACGAGUUCAGAGUCAUCGCCAUCAACAAGGCCGGUCUGGGCAAACCCAGUGACGCUUCCAAUGCUGCACUUGCUGUCGAUCCUGUCUAUCCUCCCGGUCCACCUGCCUUCCCCAAGGUGGUGGACUCCACCAAGAGCUCCAUCAGCCUCAGCUGGACCAAACCCGCAUACGAUGGUGGCUGUGAGAUCAUUGGCUAUCUGGUGGAGUGCAAGCGAGCGGAGGCUGAGGACUGGACCAAGUGCAAUGUCCCGAAAAAGCUCCAGGCCACUAAAUUCGUGGUGACAGGCCUGAUGGACACCACAGAGUACCAGUUCAGAGUCACCGCUGUCAACAAGAUCGGCUACAGUGAGCCCAGCGAGGUCCCUGGGAACCACACCCCCAAGGACAUCCUCAUUGCUCCUGAAGCAGAGCUGGAUGCUGAUCUGAGAAAGGUGUUGGUUCUUCGAGCUGGUGUCACCAUGAGGCUCUACGUCCCACUUAGAGGGCGUCCUGCUCCUAAGGCUACCUGGACUAAAGUUGACGCCAACCUGAAGGACAGGCAGGGCCUGUUGAUCAAGACAACAGAGUGGGACACCUUCCUGGUGAUCGAGGACGUUAACAGAUACGAUGCCGGCAAAUACGUCCUGACACUGGAGAACAGCAGCGGCUCCAAGAGCUACACCAUCGUGGUCAAAGUCCGGGACUCUCCCGGACCUCCUGUGAACCUGAUCGUGAAGGAGACCUCCAGAAACCAUGCCUUUAUCACCUGGGAGGUCCCAGUGAUUGAUGGCGGUAGCCCGGUGAAGAGCUACAUUGUAGAGAAGCGUCUGGCAGAGAGGAAGGCCUGGACCUGUGUGAACGCAGAGUGUCACAAGAUCUCAUUCAGAAUUCCAAACCUGGAGGGCGGACAGGCCUACUGCUUCAGAGUGCUGGCAGAAAACUCAUAUGGCAUUGGAGAGGGCUGUGAGACCGCUGGCAGCGUGCGAGCUUCAGAACAACCUGGUCCGGUGACAGACCUCACAGCUCAGAAGACCACCAAGGACUCCAUCACCCUGGGCUGGAAGAAGCCUCUCAGCGAUGGUGGAAGCUACAUCACCGCUUACAUUGUAGAACAGAGCGAAGGCGAGGAGAAGUGGAAGGAGAUCAUGAAGAGCAAGACCAGCUCACACACUAUAAGCGAGCUGACCACGGGAAAGGAGUACUUGUUUAAAGUCAAAGCACUCAAUGAGUCCGGGGAGGGACCGCCCACCGAGCUCACCGUUGUUGCCAAGGACCAGUUUGUGCUACCUGAAUGCAACCUGAGCAGUCUCCUCGACGGCUGCUGUGUGGUGAAGGAGGGCAGCACCACGCGUAUUAACAUCCCUGUAACAGGAGUGCCCUACCCCACUGCCACCUGGAAGAAGGGUGAUACGGGACUCGGAGACACUGGCCGGAUGUGCGUGGAGGCAUCUCAGGGCGUCACCACUCUGCUGAUCAGAGACUGCCACAGAGGAGAUGCUGACACCUACACCAUCAAUGUCAGGAACAACGCUGGCUCCAAGGAGUGCAAGUUCCAGCUGAAGGUGGUCGGCAAGCCUGGCAUUUGCAGCGGACCAAUUAAGUUUGACGAGAUCACUGCUGAUGGUAUCACUCUGGAGUGGGAACCACCCACAGAUGAUGGCGGUGCAGAAGUAUCGAAUUACAUUGUGGAGAAGAGAAGGACGACAGACAAUAAGUGGGCCACCGUGGCUUCAGCCCUCCAGAAGACCACCAUGAGGGUGAUCAGGCUCCAUGAUGGAGUAGAGUACUUCUUUAGAGUUUCCGCUGAGAACAAGUAUGGGGUUGGACAGUAUCUGAGGUCGGACCCAGUAAUUGCACAGCAUCCAUUCGACGUGCCCGAUGCACCCGCUCCCCCAGAAAUCAUGAACAUCCGCCAUGAGUCAGCCAUCUUGACAUGGGCUGACCCCAAGGACACCGGUGGCUCCCCAAUCACUGGAUAUCAUGUGGAGUUUAAGGACAGGAACAGUCUGAUGUGGAAACGGGCCACAAAGACUCCUCUCCGAGUGAAGGAGUGCAGAGUCACUGGGUUGAUCGAGGGGCUCGAGUACGAGUUCAGAGUGAUGGCCAUGAACGCGGCCGGCCUGGGGAAGACAAGCAGGGCCACUGAGGCUGUGGUCGCCCUGGAUCCUAUUGAUCCUCCUGGCAAGCCUGAAGUGAUUAACGUCACCAGGACCACGGUCACUUUGAUCUGGACUGCUCCCAAAUAUGACGGUGGCUACAAGCUGACUGGCUACAUGGUGGAGAAGCUGGAAUCUGGGGGCAAAGCCUGGGCGAAGGCCAAUCAUGUCAACAUCCAGGGCUGUGCCUUCACCGUCAGCGACCUGUCUGAGGGAUCUCAGUAUGAAUUCAGGGUCAGGGCCAGGAACGGUGCUGGUGCAAUCAGUGUUCCUUCAGAGUCUACUGAUCUUCUGACCUGCAAGGAUGAGUAUGAACCUCCAACAAUUACUAUUGAUCCUGACAUGAAGGAUGGAGUAUCAGUCAGAGCUGGAGAUACCAUUGUGAUCUCAGCCUCCAGUAUUGUCGGCAAACCUCCACCCACUUCUGUCUGGUCCAAGGGAGGCCGUGAGUUCAAGACCUCUGACAUCGUCACCAUUGCCAGCACCCCCACUUCCUCUAGUCUAUCCAUUAAGUAUGCAAGCCGGAAGAACACAGGAGAAUACACCAUCACCGCCAGCAACCCCUUCGGCAUUAAGGAGGAACAUGUAAAGGUGAAGGUCCUGGAUGUGCCUGGACCUCCAGGCCCCAUUGAAGCCAGUAAUAUUUCAGCUGAGAAGUGCACUCUGACAUGGCUUCCUCCAGAGGAGGAUGGAGGCUGCUCUAUCAAGUCCUACAUUGUGGAGAAGAGAGAGACCAGCCGCCUGCAGUGGACCAAGCUUGCUGAAAAUGUCAUGGACUGCAGAUGUGUGGCCCACAAACUUAUUAAGGGCAAUGAGUACAUCUUCAGAGUGUCUGGUAUAAACCAGUAUGGCACUGGCGACUCGAUCAACUCUGAUCCAGUCAAAAUGGUUGACAGUUUCCGCCCACCAGGUCCACCCUCAACCCCAGAGAUUGACAACGUGACUCGGACUGCUGUCACCAUUUCAUGGAAGAGACCAGCACAGGAUGGUGGAAGUGAGAUCAGAGGAUAUUGUGUGGAGAGGAAAGAGAGGAGAGGAAUGAGAUGGGUGAGAGCCUGUAAGCGGACGGUCCCUGACCUGCGCUUUAAGGUGCAAGGCCUGAGCGAGGGAGUAGAAUACGAGUUCAGAGUCACUGCUGAGAACAAGGCUGGAUUUGGGGAGCCAAGUGAGCCAUCGUGCCCUGUGACGACCAAGGACAUCGUGUAUCCACCUGGCCCACCGUCCAGUGCCAGAAUUACAGACACCACAAAAACGACAGUUACCUUUGCCUGGGGCCGACCCCACUACGACGGUGGUCUGGAAGUAGAUGGAUACAUCGUUGAGUACAAAAAGGAGGGCCUGGAUGAUUGGGAGACAGAGACACAGUUCCCAUUGAAAGCUACUGAAACUGUUAUUGGUAAACUUCAAAAAGGUGGUAAAUACCACUUUAGAGUCAGCGCUGUUAACUCUGAGGGAGUUGGCGAGCCUGCAGAGGUUGAGAAAGUGACCGAACUUGUGGACCAGGAGUCACUGCCAGACUUUGAGCUGGAUGCUGAUCUCAGGAGAACCCUAGUGGUCAGGUGUCGUGCUUCCAUCCGUUUGUUUGUUCCCAUCAGGGGCCGUCCCGUUCCUGAAGUAACUUGGAGCAAAGAUGACACCAACCUGAAAACACGUGCACACAUUGACACCACAGAGUCCUACACCCUACUGGUUAUUCCUGACUGUACCAGAUAUGACGCUGGAAAGUACCACCUAUGUCUGGAGAAUGUUGCUGGAAAGAAGACAGGCUUUGUUAAUGUGAAAGUUCUUGACACACCAGGACCACCAGUCAACCUCAAAGAGAGAGAAAUCACUAAAAACAGCAUCCAUCUCCAGUGGGAAAUUCCCAUUAUUGAUGGUGGCUCCAAGAUUCAUAACUAUAUUAUUGAAAAGAGAGAGGCCACCAAGAAGGCAUACACAGUGCUUAGCACCACAUGGCAGAAGUGUUCCUUUAAAUUUACAGCCCUUGAAGAGGGAGCUUACUACUACUUCCGUAUAUCUGCUGAGAAUGACCUGGGUGUGGGUCAGCCUGCAGAAACCGCCGAGCCAAUCAGGGUGUCUCAAGCCCCCUCUGCACCAGAGAACUUGUACGUCACAGAUGUAACCGCUGACAGUGCCAGUCUAGCAUGGAUCAAGCCCCUGCAUGACGGUGGCAGCUUGAUCACUGGAUAUGUCAUUGAGGCCCAGAAGAAGGACACUGACCAGUGGGUCCAUGUGGCCACCAUCAAAGCUCUCGACUACACUGUCACGGAUCUGAUUGAAGGGGCGGAGUAUAUCUUCCGCAUCAUGGCCGUCAAUGCAUCAGGUAGGAGCGACCCCCGUGAGAGCAGGCCUGCGCUUAUCAAAGAGCAGACCUCCGCUCCCUCCUUCGACCUGCGGGGAGUCUACCAGAAGACGGUGAUUGCCAAGGCAAGGGACCGUGUCAAGAUAGAGAUUCCAGUGCUCGGUAAACCCAAGCCUGUUGUUUCCUGGAAGAAAGAAGGUGUAGUUCUCAAGGAGACACAAAGAAUCAACACUGAAACAACAUCAACAUCAACUAUCCUCAACAUCAAUGAGAUCAAGAGGACUGAUGGCGGUCAGUAUUCUAUGGUUGGAAAGAACAUGCUGGGAACAGUGACAGAGACAAUCACAGUCCUAGUCCACGACAUUCCAGGUCCUCCCACUGGUCCCAUUAAGCUGGAUGAGAUCUCUUGUGAUUACGUUCUUAUGUCCUGGGAGGCACCAGAGAGCGAUGGAGGAGUUCCUAUUGGCAACUAUAUUGUUGAGAUGCGGGACACUACCGGUACUUCAUGGAUGGAGUUGGCAGCUACAGUGAUUCGUACCACAUUCAAGGCAGCUAGACUCAACACUGGAACCCAAUAUCAGUUCCGUGUCAAAGCCCAGAACAGAUAUGGCAUCGGACCAUGCAUUGUCUCUGAACAAGUGGUGGCUGCCUAUCCGUUUGAUGUUCCAGGCCAGCCAGGUAUUCCUGUGGUCACAUCUUUCAACAAGGAUGCAAUGACUUUGAGUUGGAAUGAGCCAUCUUCUGAUGGAGGCAGUGCUAUUAUGGGAUAUUAUGUGGACAGAAAAGAGAGAAACAGCAUUCUGUGGAUGAGGAUCAGCAAAGCUCUUGUUGUUGGAAAUAUCUUCAAAUCAACAGGCCUUGUUGAUGGUAUCGCAUAUGAACAUCGUGUUACUGCUGAAAACAUGGCCGGUCUCAGCAAACCGAGCAAAUCCUCUGAGCCCAUGUAUGCUUUGGACCCAGUUGACCAACCAGGCAGGCCUGUGGCACUGAAUAUCACCAGACAUGAGGUAACAGUGUCAUGGACCAAACCAGAGGGAGAUGGUGGAUUUUCCAUCACAGGAUACACAGUGGAGAGGAGAGAGAUGCCCAAUGGACGUUGGCUCAAAGCCAACUUCAACAACAUCCAAGAAACCAUCUACACAGUCAGCGGUCUGAUUGAAGAUGCAACUUAUGAAUUCCGUGUGUUUGCUAGAAACUCAGCUGGUUCUGUCAGUGCUCCAUCCCAGCCAUCAGAGGAAAUCACAUGCAGAGAUGACAUUGAAGAGCCCAGGCUUGAUGUUGACGCAUCAUAUAGCAGCACUGUUGUUGUCAUGGCAGGAGAGGUAUUCAAGCUGGAAGCCAGUGUGAUUGGUAGGCCACUCCCAUCUCUGGUAUGGACCAAGGAAGGAAAGGAGCUUGAGGAUACAGGCAAGCAUGAGAUAAAGACAUCUGACUUCCACACAGCUCUAAUAAACAAAGAAUCCCUGAGGAGAGAUGGUGGGGCUUUCACUCUGACUGCCAGCAAUCCAGGUGGAUUUGCCAAGUUCACAUAUAAUGUCAAGGUGCUCGACAGACCUGGACCACCAGACUCCCUCACUGUGACUGAUGUCACUGCUGAAAAAUGUGUCCUUAACUGGCUGCAUCCAAGACACGAUGGUGGUGCAAAGAUCGAGUACUUUAUCAUUCAGAGGCGUGAGACCAGUAGGUUGGCAUGGACAAAUGUGGCUACAGACCUUCAAGCAAAUAGAUUCAAGGUCACCAAACUUCUGAAGGGGAAUGAGUACAUCUUCAGAGUCAUGGCUGUUAAUAAGUACGGUGUGGGUGAACACCUGGAGUCUGAAGCUGUAAUCUGUGCCAAUCCUUAUGUAGCCAGUGAUGCACCACAGCAGCCUGAAGUCACCAUCAUUACCAAAGACUCAAUGGUGGUCUGCUGGGAGCGCCCUGAACAUGAUGGAGGCAGCAGAAUUAACACUUAUGUAAUUGAGAGAAGGGAUAAGACUGGCCUGCGCUGGGUGAAGUGUAACAAGAGGACUGUCACUGACUUGCGAUUCAAGGUUUCUGGCCUCACACCAGGACAUGAGUAUGAAUUUAGAGUUUUUGCAGAGAACAAUGCUGGUCUGAGCCAGCCCAGUCCUUGCAGUCCAUUGUACAAAGCCAUCGACACCAUCUUCCAGCCUGGACCUCCAGGGAACUCCAGAGUACUGGACACAACCAAGUCUUCCAUCACCCUUGCCUGGAACAAACCUGUCUACGAUGGUGGUUCUGAAAUCACUGGUUACAUUGUGGAGACCUGCCCUCCUGAUGAGGAUGAGUGGACAAUUCACACUCCUAAAAGGGGAUGGACAGCCACUUCAUUCACCAUCACCAACUUGAAGGAAAACCAAGAGUAUAAAAUCAACAUCUGUGCCACUAAUUGUGAAGGAGUCGGAGAACCUGCUGCUGUUCCUGGAACCCCCAAGGCAGAAGACAGACUGCUUCCUCCAGAAAUUGAACUUGGAGCAGAGCUACGUAAGGUGGUCAGCAUUCGAGCCUGCGGCACGCUUAGACUCUUUGUCCCUAUAAAGGGCAGACCAGCUCCUGAAAUAAAAUGGUCAAGAGAGCACGGAGAAUCCCUAGACAAAGCUAACAUUGAAAUCACCCCAUCAUUCACGACUCUUCAGGUAGAAACUGUUGACAGGUUUGAUGGAGGCAAAUACAUUCUGACUGUAGAGAAUGCCUCAGGAAGCAAGACAGCCUAUGUUAAUGUCAGGGUGCUAGAUACUCCUGGAGCACCUCAGAAUCUCUUCGUCAAGGAGGUCACUCGAGAUUCAGUUUUCCUUGUUUGGGAUGCACCUCUCAUUGAUGGGGGCUCCAGAGUCCGCAACUACAUUGUAGAGAAGCGCGAGUCAACCAGAAAGGCCUACUCCACUGUCUGUGCAAGCUGCCAUAAGUCAAGUUGGAAAAUUGGAGACCUGCAUGAAGGGAAGAUGUAUUUCUUUAGAAUCCUGGCUGAGAACGAAUUUGGCAUUGGCCUCCCAGUGGAGACCGUUGAACCAAUUAAAGUGUCAGAGAAGCCUCUACCACCAGGUAAAGUGUCCCUUCGUGAAGUUACAGGCACCAGUGUCACACUGACAUGGGAAAAGCCGGACCAUGAUGGUGGCAGUAGAAUCACUGGCUAUAUUGUUGAGAUGCAAGGCAAAGGCACUGAGAAGUGGACCCAGGUUAUGGUAGUGAAGACCAAUGCAGCCCUUGUAAGUGGUCUUACACAGGGAGAGGAGUACAUGUUCCGUAUUUCAUCAUCCAAUGAAAAGGGAGUUAGUGACCCACGUCCUCUCAGCAUGCCUGUGGUGGCAAAAGAUCUUGUCAUUUCACCAACCUUCAAACAGCUUUUUGGCACAUUCAGUGUGCUAGCAGGUGAUGACCUGAAGAUAGAUGUACCAUAUGCUGCCUGUCCUAAGGCCACUGCAACCUGGCUCAAAGAUGGAGUUGUUCUCAAGGAGACAACAAGAGUUAAUGCUGAAACCACGGACACAAACCUUCUCCUGGUCAUUAAGGAGGCUUGCAGAGAUGAUGUGGGAACAUACACUAUCAAACUAAUCAACACAGCUGGUGAGGCAUCCACAGACAUCAGUGUUCUUGUCCUGGAUAAGCCUGGUCCUCCCACUGGCCCAAUUAAGUUGGAUGAGGUCACUGCUGACAGUCUGGUAUUGAACUGGAAUCCACCAGAAUAUGAUGGUGGUUGUGCCAUUAAUAACUACAUUGUUGAGAAGAGGGACACAUCUACCACUAACUGGCAAAUUGUGUCAGCUACAGUGGCCAGAACCACUAUCAAGGCUGCCCGUCUGAAGACUGGAUUACAGUACCAGUUUAGAAUUGCUGCAGAAAAUAGAUAUGGCAAGUCAUCGGCCCUUCUGUCUGAAACUAUUGUUGCUCAGUAUCCAUUUGAAGUUCCUAGCACACCUCGUUCUGUUGUGGUCCAAUCAGCGACCAAGGAAACCAUGGUUGUUGUAUGGGAUAUACCCAGCAAUGAUGGCGGGAGCAAGAUUCUGGGCUAUCACCUAGAGCUCAAAGAGAGAAACAGUAUACUGUGGGUGAAACAGAACAAACAAAUAAUCCCAGAGACUAGAUUCAAGGUUGUUGGCCUUGAAGAAGGUAUUGAAUAUGAGUUCAGAGUCUAUGCAGAGAACAUUGUUGGCCACAGCAAAGCUAGCAAACUGAGUGAAAUGCAAGUGGCAAGAGAUCCUUGUGAAAGACCAGGAAAACCAGAGGCUGUUAUUGUGACAAGACACCAAGUGACACUCAGAUGGACCAAGCCUGAUUAUGACGGUGGCAUUAAGAUCACAGGUUAUCUGGUUGAGAAGAAGGAGGCAGAUGGUCGCUGGAUGAAGGCCAGUUUCACCAACAUCAUUCAGACUGAAUUUGUUGUCACAGGACUUACUGAAGAUCAGAUUUAUGAGUUCCGUGUCAUUGCCAGGAAUGCAGCAGGUGUUCUCAGUCUGCCCUCUGAUUCAACUGGAGAAAUCACAGCCAAGGAUGAGGUGGAUCCACCCCAGUAUGACUUAGAUGCUAAGUACUCCCAGACUGUGGUGGUAAAUGCUGGGGAGACAUUCAGACUUGAGGUCACUGUCAGUGGUAAACCUGUUCCCACAAUACACUGGCUAAAGGAGGGUAAGGAGAUUACUGACGCUGCCCGUCUGGAGAUCAAGAACACAGACUUUACAGCUUGUAUAGUUGUUAAAGAAGCCAUCCGUGUUGAUGGAGGUCAGUACACUUUGCUGGUAAAGAAUGUUGGAGGAGAGAAAUCUGUUAACAUUAAUGUCAAGGUCCUGGACAGACCAGGUCCUCCUGAGGGCCCUGUCUCCAUCUAUGGUGUAACCAAUGAGAAAUGCUCCAUUUCCUGGAAACCUCCUUUGUCAGACGGCGGCAGCGUUGUUUCAUAUUACAUUGUUGAAAGGAGGGAAACCAGCAGACUGGUUUGGACUGUUGUUGAGCCUAAAGUUCAGACACUGAACUUAAAGAUCACAAAGCUUCUUCGUGGAAAUGAGUACAUUUUCAGAGUGAUUCCUGUCAACAAAUAUGGAGUCGGUGAGCCUCUGGAAUCUGAUGCCAUGAUUGCCAGAAAUCCAUUUGUCACCUCCGACCCACCAACAGAGGUAGAAGUCCCAACAAUCACUAAAGACUCCAUGGUGGUGACUUGGGAGAGACCAGCUCAUGAUGGUGGCAGUCCUAUCCAGGGAUACAUUGUUGAGAAACGGGACAAGGAUGGUGUGAGAUGGACUAGGUGCAACAAGCGCACAGUAAGUGAGCUGCGCUUCAGAGUCACAGGACUCCUAGAAAACCACAGCUAUGAAUUCAGAAUUGCCACUGAGAAUGCCGCUGGUGUUGGCACACCUAGUACACCAACACUGUACUAUAAAGCAUUGGAUCCUAUCUUCGAACCUGGUCCACCCAACAACCCUAAGGUGGUUGACACAUCGAGGUCCACUGUUUCCUUGUCAUGGGGCAAACCAAUCUAUGAUGGUGGAUGUGAGAUUCAAGCUUAUAUUGUGGAGGCCUGCAAUGGGGCAUCUGAUGAGUGGUGUAUGUGCACUCCUCCCAAUGGAAUCGCAGAUACUACAUUUACAGUGAAAAAGCUUCUUGAGAAGCAUGAGUACCAGUUCCGAGUGUGUGCCAUUAACAAAGUUGGUGUUGGUGAGCAUGCUGAUGUUCCUGGAAAAAUUCUCCUCGAAGAGAAGCUUGAGGCUCCCGAUCUUGACCUGGAUUCUGAUAUGAGAAAGAUGAUCAACAUUAGGGCGGCAAGCACUCUCAGACUGUUUGUUCCUGUGAGAGGUCGUCCAGCUCCUGAGGUGAAAUGGGGUAAAGCUGAGGGGGAGAUCAGAGAGACCGCCCUGAUUGACAACACAGGCAACUACGCUUCUCUUGUCAUUGAGAAUGUUGACAGAUUUGACAGUGGCAAGUACACCCUGACUGCAGAGAAUGCCAGUGGAGUGAAGUCAGUCUUCAUUAGUGUCAGGAUCCUGGACUCACCUAGUCCACCAAAUAACUUCACAGUGAAGGAGAUAACAAAAAAUUCUGUCACUCUUACAUGGGAGCCUCCACUUCUGGAUGGUGGCUCAAAGAUAAAAAAUUAUAUUGUUGAGAAACGUGAGAGCACCAGGAAAGUUUACUCACCCAUCACUACCUGCAAUAGGAUGUCAUGGAAAGUGGAGCCUCUUCCUGAGGGUGGAAUCUUCUUCUUCAGAGUACGGGCUGAGAACGAAUAUGGUUAUGGUCUCCCAGCCAAAACAGUAGAACCAAUUAAAAUAUCUGAGAAGCCUCAGCCACCUGGCAAAGUCAGUGUUGUUGAUGUGACACACAGCACGGUGACCCUCGCCUGGGAGAAACCAGAACAUGAUGGUGGCAGUAGAAUCAGUCACUAUGAAGUUGAACUCGCACCUAAGGACAGUGGCGCUUGGUCAGUGUGUACUAGUGUGAAAGCGCUGGAGACUGUAGUGACAAACCUACGCAAGGGAGAGGAGUAUAAUUUCCGAGUUCUAGCUGUAAAUGACAAGGGGAAAAGCGACCCCAGACAACUAGGCCAAUCGGUUGUUGCAAAGGACCUUGUGAUUGAGCCUGCUGUUAGACCCAGGGUGAGCACCUACAGUGUCCAGGUAGGGUAUGACCUCAAGAUAGAGGUCCCAGUUGCUGGUCAUCCAAAGCCAACGAUUACCUGGACCAAGGAUGGUUCUGCUCUUAAGCAGACCACAAGAGUCAAUGUUACAGACUCAGCACAUCACACCACCCUCAGCAUAAAGGAUGCCACCAAAGAGGAUGGGGGCAUGUAUAGCAUCAAUGUCUCCAGUCCCCUGGGUUCCAAAGAUGCCACUAUUGAGGUGAUCACUUUGGACAAACCAGGCCCACCAACAGGACCUGUCAAGUUGGAGGACUUAAGUGCUGAGAGUAUCACUCUUAGCUGGGAACCUCCUACAUACACAGGUGGAUGCCCAAUCUCAAACUAUGUGGUGGAGAAGAGAGACACAACUACAACCAACUGGGUGGUAGUAUCUGCCACUGUUGCCAGAACCACACUAAAAUUAAGCAAUCUGAAGACAGGUGCUGAAUAUCAGUUCAGAAUCUAUGCUGAGAAUAGGUAUGGAAAGAGCUAUGCGAUUGAUUCAGAGCCUGUUUUGGCACAGUAUCCAUUCCAAGAGCCCGGCCCUGCAGGAACACCAUUUGUGUCUUCAUACACCAAGGACUUUAUGGUAGUUGAGUGGCACACGCCACCAUCUGAUGGAGGAAGUGCCAUUUUGGGCUAUCAUCUGGAGAGGAAAGAGAAGAACAGUAUCCUCUGGACCAAGAUUAACAAAAUGCUGAUCCAAGACUGCAGAUAUAAGUCUACUCCACUUGAGGAAGGUAUUGAGUAUGAGUACAGAGUCUAUGCAGAGAAUAUUGUUGGAAUUGGAAAAUGCAGCAAAGUCUCUGAGGUUUACGUAGCCCGUGACCCAUGUGAUCCUCCUGGCUGUCCUGAGGCUGUGAUCGUGACCAGGCACUCUGUGAAGCUUAGGUGGACCGCUCCAGUGUAUAAUGGGGGAAGCUUAGUUACAGGCUAUGUAGUGGAGAAACGUGACCUUCCUGAAGGAAAGUGGAUGAAGGCUAGCUUUGCAAACGUCCUUGAUUAUGAAUUCACAGUUACAGGCCUGACAGAGGAGAGUAAAUAUGACUUCAGAGUAAUCGCAAGGAAUGCAGCUGGUGCUGUAAGCAAGCCAUCUGAGUGCACAGGAUCCGUCACAGCCAAGGAUGAAGUUGACCCACCAAAAUGUGAGACGGACCCGAUAUACAACCAGUCCCUUGUUAUCAGUGCUGGGGAGACUUUCAAUCUGGAGGCCACUGUGGGAGGGAAGCCCAUCCCUACAGCCCAGUGGUUCAAGGGGAAUGUCGAAGUGGAAAACUCAGCCAGGGCCGAAAUCAAAAACACAGAUUUUAAGGCUUUGCUUGUUGUGAAAGAUGCCAUCAGAGUGGAUGGUGGCCAGUACACUCUGGUUCUGACUAAUGUGGCUGGAACGAAGACUGUCCCAUUCAGUGUUAAGGUACUGGACAGACCAGGCCCCUCAGAAGGACCUCUUACUGUCAGCAAUGUCACUGAGGAGAAGUGCUCACUGUCAUGGCUGCCACCCAGGCACGAUGGAGGAGCGAGCAUAUCUCACUACGUCAUUCAAAAGAGAGAAACCAGCCGCCUGGCCUGGACUGUGGUCUCCAGUGACUGUGGAGCUACCAUGUUCAAGGUUACGAAACUGUUGAAGGGCAAUGAAUACAUCUUCAGAGUCAUGGCUGUCAACAAAUAUGGCAUGGGUGAGUCUCUUGAGUCAACACCAGUUAUCAUGAGAAAUCCAUUUGUUCCUCCUGGUGCACCGCAGGAACUUGAGAUCACUAACAUUAUAAGGGACUCCAUGACUGUCUGCUGGAACCGCCCCGAGACCACCGGAGGCAGUGAGAUUGUUGGUUAUAUCAUUGAGAAGAGAGACAGAGCUGGAGUGAGAUGGACCAAGUGCAACAAACGCCGGGUGACAGACUUGCGUUUCAGAGUAACAGGAUUAACUGAGGAACAUGAAUAUGAAUUCAAAGUAACUGCUGAGAAUGCAGCUGGAAUGGGUCAGUCAAGCCCACCCACACCCUACCUCAAAGCCUGUGACCCCACCUUUGAACCAGGGUGUCCAUCCAAUGCUAAUGUGCUUGAAAUAACUAAAGACUCCGUCAGCCUGGCCUGGCAUAGGCCCAUCUAUGAUGGUGGAUGUGAGAUUCAAGGAUAUGCUGUGGAAAUUACCAAAGCCGAAGAGGAGGAGUGGACCAUAUGCACCCCACCAUCGGGAGUUAAAGCUACCAAGUUUACUAUCACUAAGUUGGUAGAGCACCAGGAAUACAAGGUGCGCAUCUGUGCCAUCAAUAAGCUGGGUGUUGGUGAGCCCACUGAGAUCCAGGGAGUUAUAAAACCUUUGGAUAAGAUUGAUCCUCCAGAGAUGAUUCUGGAUUCAGAACUCAGGAAGGGAAUAGUUGUCAGGGCAGGUGGCUCAAUGAGAAUUUGCAUUCCAUUUAAGGGCCGUCCUACUCCUGAGAUCAGCUGGGCUAAGGAGGAUGGUAUACUGCCUAGUAAAGUUCAGAUAGAGACUGGGGAAGAUUACACUCAGCUCUCCAUUGACAUCUGUGACAGAUUUGAUGCUGGAAAAUACAUCCUCAACAUGGAAAAUACUGCUGGCACCAAAUCAGCCUUUGUAUCUGUGAAGGUCCUGGACACUCCAGGGGCCCCUCUGAAUUUAACUGUAAAAGACAUCAAAAGAGAAAGUAUUACUCUGACAUGGGAGCCUCCUCUUAUUGAUGGUGGUUCAAGAAUAAAAAAUUACCUGGUUGAAAAGCGAGAGUCCACCAGGAUCGUUUAUUCUACUGUGGACAACAAGUGUACAAAGACCAGCUACCGUAUCACCGGCCUCAUUGAAGGAACCAUCUACUAUUUCAGAGUCUUAGCUGAGAACGAGUUUGGCAUGGGACAGCCAGCUGAGACAGAGGAUGCAGCUAAAACAUCUGAGCCUCCUCUCCCUGUAGGUAAGGUCACUUUGACUGAAGUGACCAAAACUUCUGCCUCACUCUCUUGGGAGAAGCCAGAACACGAUGGAGGCAGCAGGAUAAUGGGCUUCUAUAUUGAAAUGCAGCCUGUGGGCUCAGAGGAAUGGGUGGUGGCCGCUACAACAAAAGCUUGUGAGGGCACUGUCACAGGCCUUAGUGCAGGACACGAGUACCUGUUGAGAGUGACAGCAUUCAAUGAGAAGGGCAAGAGUGACCCCAGGCCUCUUGCUGCACCAGUCACUGCUAAGGAUGUAACAUUCGAGCCCGGAUUCAAGAUGACAUCGAACACUUACAGUUUACAGCAGGGUGAGGAUCUGAAGAUCGAGAUUCCAGUAAUAGGACGACCUGUUCCCAAGGUUGAGUGGAAAAAGGACGGACAAGCUCUGAAGGAGACAACCAGAUUAAAUGUGUCUGGCACACCAUCAUCUACCAAGCUGUGCAUUAAGGAUGCAAAUAGGGAAGACUCUGGCAAAUACACUAUCACAGCCACCAGCAGUGCUGGAUCGACUACAGAGGAGAUUACUGUUAUUAUUCUUGAUAAGCCUGGCCCACCCACAGGCCCUGUGAAGAUUGAGGAGGUGAGCUCUAAUUAUGUCGCUCUCUCCUGGGAGCCACCGGCGUAUACUGGAGGCUGUCAAAUCAACAACUACAUUGUGGAGAAGAGAGACACAACUACAACAGCAUGGCAAAUUGUGUCUGCUACUAUUGCCAGAACAACUAUCAAAGUCACCAACUUAAAGACUGGAGUUGAGUAUCAAUUCAGAGUGUCUGCUGAGAAUAGAUAUGGAAAGAGUUCUGCCAUUUUCACUCCUGCCGUCAUCGCUCAGUAUCCAUUCAGUGAGCCUGCCACCCCAGGAACCCCAGGUGUUUCUGCUGCAACCAAGGAUAACAUGGUGGUUGAGUGGAAGCCUCCCACAAACGAUGGAGGCAGUCCCAUCUUGGGCUAUCACCUUGAAAGAAAGGAGAAGAACAGCCUCUUGUGGACUAAACUCAACAAGCUUCUAAUCCCAGACAAACGUUUCAAAACUACAGAGCUGGAAGAAGGUAUUGAGUACGAAUUCAGAGUCUAUGCUGAGAACAUUGCCGGAAUCAGCCCAGCUAGCAAAGUCUCUGAGAGCACAGUUGCCCGGGACCCAUGUGACCCACCAGGCACUCCAGAUGCUAUUGAUAUAACUAGAAACCAUGUGACACUCCAGUGGACCAGGCCUCAGUAUGAUGGAGGCAGUGCUAUCACUGGCUAUGUGAUUGAGAGGAGGAAGCACCCUGAUACCCGCUGGAUGAAGGCCAGCUUCACCAACAUCCUUGACACCCAGUUCACACUCACUGGCCUGACUGAGGAUUGUGUUUAUGAGUUCAGAGUCAUUGCCAGGAAUUCUGCUGGCAUUUUCAGCCGUCCCUCUCAGACCACAGGAGAAAUUACUGCUAAAGAUGAAAUUGAGGCUCCAGGAGCCACCAUGGAUCCUAAAUUUAAAGAUCUGACCGUUGUUCAUGCUGCUGAGACAUUCACCAUUGAUGCUGACUACACAGGAAAGCCUCUGCCUGAGGUCGUUUGGUUAAAGGAUGGAAAAGAGAUUGACAAAGCCACUCAACGAAUGGAGGUAAAGACCACGCUGACACGUACCAUCCUGACAGUCAAGGAGUGCAUUAGAGUUGAUGGCGGCCAUUUUGUCCUCAAACUUGUCAAUGUGGGAGGAAUUAAGAUGAUUCCAGUUAAUGUUAAAAUUCUGGAUAGACCUGGUCCUCCAGAUGGCCCACUAGAAGUCAAAGGAGUCACAGCUGAGAAAUGUUAUCUUCACUGGAACCAUCCUUCACAUGAUGGCGGAGCCAGCAUCUCUCACUACAUGAUUGAGAAAAGAGAGACCAGUCGUUUGUCAUGGACCAUGGUUGAGCCCAAGAUUCAGGCCAUAAGCUACAAAAUCACAAAACUGUUGCCUGGCAAUGAGUACAUCUUCAGAGUCACUGCUGUGAAUAAAUACGGUGUUGGUGAGUCUUUGGAAUCUGAGCCUGUUAUCGCCCGUAACCCCUUCACCACUUCCAGUGCCCCCACCACCCCAGAGGCCAGCGCUAUCACUCGGGAUUCUAUAGUCGUUACCUGGGAGAGGCCAGAGGAUAACGGGGGAGCUGAAAUUGAAGGAUAUGUCCUUGAAAAACGUGAUAAGGAAGGCAUCAGAUGGACUAAAUGCAACAAGAAGAGACUGAGUGACCUGAGAUUCAGAUGUGCUGGCCUCACAGAGGGUCAUUCCUAUGAAUUCAGGGUCUCAGCAGAAAAUGCUGCUGGUGUUGGAAAACCUAGUGCACCUUCAGAGUAUAUGAAGGCCUGUGAUGCCACUUAUCCACCAGGACCUCCCAAUAACCCCAAAGUUACAGACCAUUCAAGCACCACAGUCUCGCUGACCUGGUCUAGGCCUAUCUAUGAUGGUGGAGCACAGAUCACUGGAUACGUUGUUGAAAUGAAGGAGGCAACAGAUGAUGAAUGGGUCAGUUCCACACCACAAGCUGGUGUACAAGCUACUCACUAUACUGUAAAGAAGUUAAAGGAGAAUGCAGAGUACAACUUCCGAGUGUGUGCUGUUAACUGUGAGGGAGUAGGGGAUCAUGUUGACCUACCCGGCUCUGUGGUUGCUGCAGAGAAGCUGGAAGCUCCUGAAAUUGAACUAGAUGCUGACCUAAGGAAGAUGGUCAAUGUUCGUGCCACCGCUAGCCUCCGUCUGUUUGUGCCAAUCAGAGGAAAGCCUGAGCCUGAGGUCAGAUGGUCAAAGGCUGAUGGUACCCUGAAUGAACGUGCCCUGAUUGAAGUCACAAGCUCUUACACAAUGCUGGUGAUUGAUAAUGUUGACAGAUUUGACACUGGAAAAUAUCUACUCACACUUGAGAACCUCAGUGGCUCGAAAUCAGCCUUCAUCAAUGUUCGAGUUCUGGACUCCCCCAGCGCACCUACUAACCUGGAGGUCAAGGACGUAAAGAGAAAUUCUGUCUCUCUCUCCUGGGAGCCUCCUCUUAUUGAUGGUGGAGCUAAGAUUUCACAUUAUAUUGUGGAGAAGAGAGAACAGAAGAGAAUGGCUUUCACCAGUGUUUCCAACAACUGUGUGAGGAACUCCUACAUCAUUUCUGACCUACAGGAGGGAGGCCGAUACUAUUUCCGUAUAUUAGCUGUUAAUGAACUUGGAGUAGGUCUGCCUGCUUCCACAGAUGUAGUCAAGGUGUCUGAGGCUCCUUUGCCUCCUGGUAAGAUUAUCUUGGAAGACGUUACUCGCCACACUGUUAAACUUUCAUGGGAGAAACCAGAUCAUGAUGGAGGCAGCAAGAUCACAAUGUAUAUUGUGGAGAUGCAGCCCAAGGGAGAUGACAAAUGGACUGUGUGCAGUGAAGUCAAAGCACUGGAAGCUACUAUUGAUGGACUUACAACUGGAGAGGAAUACUCCUUCAGGGUGACUGCUGUAAAUGAUAAGGGCAAGAGUGAUGCCAAACCUCUGGCUGCCCCUGUGGUGGUAAAGGACAUCACGGUAGAGCCCACAAUCAACCUGGUGUUCAACACAUACAGUGCUAGAGCAGGAGAUGACCUGAAGAUUGACGUUCCCUUCAAAGGAAGACCUCAGCCAGAGGUGUCCUGGAAGAAGGACGGCAAGGUGCUUAAGCAGACAACUAGGGUCAAUGUUCUUACCUCUAAGACCUCUUCCAAGAUUUUCAUCAAGGAUGCAACCAAAGACGAUGUAGGAAAGUAUGAGAUUACUUUGACUAACUCUAUUGGUACCAAGACAGCUGAUAUCUCUGUUAUAAUCCUGGAAAAACCUGGUCCACCAAGCAACAUUAAGAUGGACGAGGUGAGUGCUGACUUCAUCUGUCUGUCUUGGGAUCCUCCAUCCUAUGACGGUGGAUGCCAGAUUAACAACUAUGUAGUGGAGAAGAGAGACACUACAACAACCACAUGGCAGAUUGUCUCAGCCACUGUAGCCAGGACAUCAAUUAAGGUGGUUCGGCUCAAUCAGGGAAUAGAGUACCAGUUCCGUAUCGCAGCUGAGAACCGUUAUGGCAAGAGUCAUGCUAUUGACUCCGCUCCUGUUGUUGCUCAGUAUCCCUUCGAGCCUCCUGGUCCGCCAACCAACCUCCUUGUUGCCAAUGCCACCAAGAGUGUCAUGCUUGUGACAUGGGGCAGACCUGCCAGCGAUGGUGGAAGCCCUGUUAUUGGUUAUCACAUUGAAUGCAAAGACCAAAGUAGCAUUCUAUGGACAAAGGUCAACAGAGGACUGCUUGCUGAGAACCAGUUUAAGAUGACAGGCAUUGAAGAAGGUCUUCUGUAUCAGUUUAGAGUGUAUGCUGAGAAUAUCGCUGGCAUUGGUACAUGCUCUAAGGCCAGUGAUGCUGUGGCAGCCAGAGAUCCAUGUGAUCCUCCACAUAACCUUAAAGUCACCAACAUUACCAGGAGCUCAGUUUCUCUCUUCUGGGAGCGGCCAGAGUACGAAUUUGGAUCGAAGAUUACCGGCUACAUUAUUGAGCGUAAAGAACUUCCCAAUGGUCGCUGGCUGAAAUGCAACUUCAAUAAUCUGCAGGAGACCUACUUUGACGUAACAGGCCUCACAGAAGAUGUCCAAUAUGACUUCCAUGUUAUUGCUAAGAAUUCUGCAGAUCAGCUUAGUGUUCCUUCAGAGAGUAGCGGACCUGUUACAGUAAAGGAUGAUGUAGACCCUCCCACUAUCAUCCUGGAAGAGAAGCUCAGACAGCUGGUUGUCAUUAAAGCUGGAGAAAUCAUCAGAAUUGAUGCUGAAAUCACAGGCCGUCCACUCCCUGUUGUCUCAUGGUCUAAGGAUGGAAAAGAGAUUGCGGCCAAAUUCAGGUGUGAAAUUACUUCCACAAAUUUCGCAACCACCCUGAUUGUCAGAGACGCUAUCAGGAAGGACUCUGGCCAGUAUGUCCUGUCCCUGCACAAUGUGGCAGGAACCAGGUCUGUUGCUAUCAACUGUAAAGUUUUGGAUAGACCUGGACCAUCUUCAGGACCAUUGGCAGUGUCCGGACUCACAGCAGAGAAAUGCACGAUAACAUGGGGACCGCCUCAGGAGAACGGUGGUGCUGACAUCAUGCACUAUAUUGUGGAGAAACGUGAGACAAGUCGCCUGGCCUGGACUCUUGUCUAUGGAGACAUGAAAGCAACUACCUGUAAAGUGACCAAGUUGCUAAGAGGAAAUGAGUAUGUCUUCAGAGUUAGGGGAAUCAACAAAUAUGGGGAUGGUGAAGCCCUGGAGAGUGAGCCAGUUAAGGCCUUGGAUCCAUUCACUGUUCCUUCAGCUCCCACAAAUGUCCAGGUCACUGCUGUUACUAGUGAGGCAAUGACCAUCUGUUGGGAAAGACCCAAUUCUGAUGGAGGCAGCAGUAUCUAUGGCUAUGUCAUUGAAAAGCGAGAGAAGACUGGUCUUCGCUGGUGCCGUGUGAACAAGAAACCUGUUUAUGACCUCAGAGUCAAAGCCUCACAUCUUCGUGCUGGCUGUGAGUACGAGUACAUAGUGUAUGCAGAGAAUGCUGCUGGCCUCAGUGCUGCUAGCACGCCUUGCCCACUCACCAAGGCCGAAGACCCACAGUUCCUGCCUUCACCUCCUGCUCGGCCUAAGAUCAUUGACUCUACAAAGACCACUGCCACCCUGUCAUGGAAUAAGCCGCUAUUUGAUGGUGGAGCCCCUGUGACUGGCUACAGAGUCGAAUACAGGAAGACUUUAGAUGAUGAAUGGUUUGUUGGAGUCCAGAACACCAAGAACACAGAGUUUACUGUGGUGGGAUUGACACCUGGGGCUGAAUAUGUCUAUGUUGUCAAGUCCAUUAACAAGAUUGGGGUCAGUGAGCCCAGUCAAGAGUCAGACAAACAGGUUGCCAAAGAAAGAGAGGAGGAGCCCGUUUUUGACAUCAGUAAUGACAUGAGGAAGACUCUUAUUGUGAAGGAUGGUAGUUCAUUCACUAUGACAGUGCCCUUCAGAGGCAAACCCAUCCCAAAUGUUACAUGGACUAAACCUGAUGUUGACCUCAGAGUCCGUGCUGCCAUCGACACCACAGACACCUUCACCUCCAUCACCUUAGAGCAGGCAACUCGCAACGACUCUGGCAAAUACAUAGUCACCUUGUCUAGCUUAGCUGGAACCUCCUCCUUGACACUCAAUGUCAGAGUACUGGACUCUCCUGGACCCCCUGCCAGUGUAGAAGUCAAGGACGUAACUAAGACCUCUGCUUCUGUAACAUGGGACACUCCUGAAAAUGAGGGAGGAGCACCUGUCAAGAACUACCUUGUUGAUUUCCGUGAGGCCAGCAAGAAAGGCUGGACUAGAUUGACUGACACCUGUAACAGACUGACGUACAGGGUGAGCGACUUGCCAGAAGGAGCAGUGUAUUACUUCAGAGUGACCGGCCAGAACGAGUACGGUGUUGGUGUUCCUGCUGAGACCAAAGAAGGAACCAAGAUAACAGAAAAACCAAGCCCCCCACCAAAACUUGGCGUGAGUGAUGUGACCAAGGAGAGUGUGUCACUGGCCUGGGCCAAACCAGAACAAGAUGGAGGCAGCAGAAUUACUGGCUACCUAGUGGAGGCUCAAGAGAAAGGCCAGGAGAAGUGGGUCAAGUGUGGUGUAACCAAGUCCGUCCACCUCACAGUGUCUGGUCUAAGGGAGAAUGCCGAGUACUUCUUCAGGGUCAGAGCUGAGAACCAUGCUGGAUUCAGUGAUGUCAAGGAAAUGGUCAACCCUGUAAUGGUGAAAGAUCAGCUUGAAUCUCCUGAGAUGAACAUGAACGACUUCCCUCACAACACGGUGUGUGUCAGAGCCGGAUCCACCCUCAAGUGUGAGAUCCCACUGACAGGCCGACCUUUGCCUAAAGUCUCACUGUCCAAGGAUAACGUACAACUCAAGUCAACGAUGAGGUUCAACUCUGAAGUCACCCCUGACAGCAUCAAGAUCAGUCUACGCGAGAGCGUCGCUGGAGACUCAGGACGCUACGAUAUCACUGCCUCAAACUCCAGUGGAACCACCAAACAAUAUGUAAAUAUUGUGGUUCUAGACCGUCCCAGUGCCCCACUUGGACCGGUUGAGGUGUCUGACGUGACAGAAGACAGCCUUAACCUGGAGUGGCUCCCACCGGUAUAUGAAGGUGGCAGCCCCAUCACCAACUACGUCAUCCAAAAGAGAGAGACGACCACAGCCAACUGGAUGGAUGUCUCUUCUGCUGUGGCACGCUGCACCAUGAAGAUUAUGAAGCUGACCACUGGCCUACAGUACCAGUUCAGAAUCAGGGCUGAGAACAGAUAUGGAAUCAGCGAACACAUUGACUCACCAACUGUCGCUGUCAGCCUUCCUUACACUGUUCCUGAUGCUCCGUUAACUCCAGAGAUCACUUCUGUAACUAGAGAGACCAUUACUGUGGCCUGGACCGAGCCCAAGUCAGAUGGUGGCAGCCAUGUGUUUGGCUACCAUCUCCAGAUGAAAGACAAGAACAGCAUUCUCUGGCAGAGAGUCAACAAAAUGGUGAUCCGUGCUACCCACUUUAAGGUCAUUAAUAUCAAUGCUGGACUUAUUUAUGAGUUCAAGGUGGCAGCAGAAAACGCUGCUGGAGUCGGAGCCUUGAGCAAGGUCUCUGACGCAGUGCUGGCUAUUGAUGCUUGUGAGCCACCCAUAGACCUGCGCAUCAGUGACAUCACCAAGAACACCAUCAGCUUGGCCUGGCAUAGACCCAACUACGAUGGUGGAUCCCCGAUCAUUGGCUACAACAUUGAGAAGAGGGAGGGUGGCAGUGCCAAAUGGUCCAAGGCUGUCCUCAACAAUGUCACAGACACCCACUUCACUGUGACCAGCCUGACCCAGGACGAGACAUACGAGUUCAGAGUCAUGGCCAGGAACGCCGUUGGGUCAGUGAGCAACCCGUCCAGUACUGCUGGACCAACCACGUGUGUAGACACAUACGGUGCCCCAGAGAUUGAAAUACCUCAGGAGUACUUCAGUGAGGUCAAACACAAGGCCGGCUCUAAUGUGGAGCUCAAGUUUAAUAUCACAGCCAAACCUGCUCCCACUAUUGAGUGGCUGAAGGACGGCAGAGAGCUGGUGCCCAGCGCCCAGCUUUCCUUCAAACACACGUAUGAGUGCACCAGUGUGUUCCUCAGGGAAACCACUCGUUUGAAUUCUGGUGUCUAUGAGGUCAAGGUGAAGAACUCCUUGGGAUCUGCAUUUGCUGUUGUCAGGCUGCUCAUACAAGACAAGCCAGGUCCCCCUGCUGGAGACAUCCAGUUUAAGAAGGUGACUGCUGACAAGAUAACCAUCAUGUGGUCCCCACCGGCUGAUGAGGGCGGUGCCAUGGUGACUCACUACAUUGUGGAGAAAAGACAGACCAGCAGGGUCAUGUGGUCCAUAGUCUCGGAGAAGCUGGUCGACUGCAUCGUUAAUGUUCCCAGACUCAUCCAGGGCAAUGAGUACAUCUUCAGAGUUCGUGGAGUGAACAAAUUUGGCAUUGGAGACCAACUCGAGUCUGAGCCCGUCAUUGCAAAGAAUGCAUUCGUUCCUCCUAGCGAGCCUUCUAAGCCUCAAGUCACCAUGAUUACCAAGUCCACCAUGACAGUGAUCUGGGAAAGACCUGCAUUGAAUGGAGGCAGCGACAUCGACGGCUACUACCUGGAAAAGAGUGAGAAGAAGAGUCUGCAGUGGUUCAAGGUGGUGAAGGGAACCAUCAGAGACACUCGGCAGAAAGUCACCAACCUGGUGGAGAACAGCGAGUACCAGUACAGAGUCUGUGCUGUCAACAAGGCUGGAGCAGGAAACUACUCUGAGACUUCUGACCUCUACACAGCCUACGACCCCAUCGAUUUGCCUGGUGAGCCAUCCAAGCUGCGUGUGGUUGACUCCACAAAGACCUCCAUCACCCUCGGCUGGGAGACCCCCGUUUAUGACGGUGGCAGUGAAGUGACUCACUACCUUUUGGAACAGAUGAACUCUGAAGAGAAAGAAUGGGUGACCAUCAACCCACAGGUCAAGUCCUGUGAAUAUGUGGUGUCCCACCUCAAGCCCGGAACCUACUACUUCUUCAAAGUCUCGGCUGUCAACUCUAAGGGCAAAGGAGAGAACAUCAAGAUGUACCAACCCGUGCAAGCCAAAGACAUCUUGGAGGAAGCUGAUUUGGACUUGGAUGUUCCCAUGACAACCCAGUACACAGCUAAAGCUGGCCGUGAUGUGGAAGUCUUUAUCCCCCUGAAGGGACGCCCCGCCCCCAAUGUCACAUGGCGCCGUGGCGACCGCAACAUGGCUGGUGACAACAGCUACUCCAUCACCAGCACUGAGCGAGCCACCACACUCCUCCUACCAAAGGUCACCCGCGAUGACUGUGGGAAGUACUUGCUGGAGAUUGAGAAUGGCGUUGGAGAACCAAAGAUAAUUACAGUUUCCCUUAAAGUUCUGGAUAGUCCAGCCAUCUGCCAGAAACUGUUGAUCAAGAACGUGAGCAGAGGAAAGUUGACCCUCAGCUGGGAAGCUCCUCUCAUCGAUGGUGGUUCCCCUGUCACUAAUUACAUUGUCGAGAAGAAGGCCUCCACCAUGAAGGCUUUCCAGGUGAUCACCGCAGAGUGUGCCAACACAUCCUACAAGGUGUCAGGCCUGGAGGAGGAUUGUGCUUACUUCUUCCGUGUGUCUGCUGAAAACGAGUAUGGUGUGGGUGACACAUGUGAGACCACUGAGCCCGUCAGAGCCACGGAAACUCCAGGAGCUGUUAAAGAGCUGACGAUGGUGGACUCCACGAAGACCUCUGUCACCCUGCAGUGGACCAGACCUGACCACGAUGGUGGCAGCCUCAUCACUGACUACAUCAUUGAGAAGAGAUCCCAGGAAGAGGUCAACUGGGCUUCGGGUGCUACGUGUAAGCGCUGCAGCUGUGAAGUCACGGGACUGAAAGAGAACGAUAUCAUGGACUUUAGAGUAUUUGCCAAGAAUGAAAAGGGAAACAGUGACUUCUCACAGAUUGGUCCGAUCGUAGUGAUGGACUUCAUCAUUCCACCUGAGGCCCUUCUGAGUGACUACCCCAAUGGAGAGCUUGCUGUUCGCAUUGGUCAGAACAUCCACAUUGAAUUGCCCUUCAAGGGUAAACCAAAACCUGCAAUCAGCUGGCUAAAGGACAACUUCCCUCUGAAGGAAAGUGAGAAGAUUCGCUUCAGGACCACUGACAACAAGACUGCCAUCACAGUCAGAGGAGCCAAGAAAGAGAACGCAGGCCAAUACACCUUGGUUCUGGACAACAGAGUCAUCAAGAACUUUUUCGACAUUCAAGUGACCACUCUGGGAGCGCCCUCAGUGCCUGUUGGUCCUAUCCGCUUCGAUGAGAUUAAAGCUCAGAGUAUCAUCAUCUCCUGGGAUGUGCCAAAGGAGGAUGGAGGUGGCGAGAUCACCUGUUACAGUGUGGAGAAACGUGAGACCUCCACGGCUAACUGGAAGAUGGUCUGCUCCAGUGUUGUCAGGACCACAUUCAAGAUUCCCAACCUGGUCAAGGAAGCUGUGUACCAGUUCAGGGUCCGUGCGGAGAACAAGUAUGGAGUCAGUGAACCACUCAACUCCUCAGAUGUUAUUGCCCAGCACCAGUACAAACCUCCAGGUCCCCCAGGAAAGCCAGUGGCCUACAACGUCACCAGUGAUGGAAUGACCAUCGGUUGGGAGAUCCCAGGUUUCGAUGGAGGGUCCCCUAUAUUGGGCUAUCAUGUUGAAAAGAAGGACAGAAACAGCCUCUUGUGGCAGAAAGUGAACUCCACCAUCAUAUCCAACAAAGAGUACAGAAUCAUUGGUCUCAUGGAGGGACUGGAGUACUCCUUCAGAGUCUAUGCAGAGAACAAUGCUGGAAUAAGCCCUAUGAGUGAACAGAGUAAACACGCGCUCGCCAUCUCCCCUGUUGAUCCACCUGGCACUCCCACGCUCAUCGAUGUAACCAGAGAUUCGGUCACGCUGCAGUGGGACGUCCCCACUAAGGAUGGUGGCAGCAAGAUUGUUGCCUAUAGUGUGGAGAGGCGCCAAGGCAGAGGCAAAUGGCUGCGGUGCAACUUCACUGACAUCAGCGAAACCCAGUUCACUGUGACUGGUUUAUCACCUGGAGACAGAUUCGAGUUCAGAGUGAUUGCCAGGAAUGCUGUGGGCACAGUCAGUCCACCGUCCAACUCCUCUGGAUCCAUCAUGACCAGGGAUGAGAGCAUUGCUCCUGAGAUCAUUUGGUCUCCAGAUCAGGUUCUAUCGAUGAGGGCUGGAGAGAAGGUUAACCUCGGCUGCAGCGUCACUGGACGUCCUGUCCCCCAGGUUGUCUGGUACAAGGAUGGCAGAGAGAUCGACAAGAGGAUCAUGAUCGACAUUGAGAUCACCAGCAGUAUCGGAGCCAGCAGUCUGUUCAUUCGUGACGCUGACAGGAACCACCGUGGAAUCUACACCGUCGAAGCCAAGAACAGCUCCGGUACCAAGAAAGCUGACGUCAACGUCAGAGUGCAAGAUACACCGGGAGCUGUAGAAGGUCCUAUCCGUUUCACCGGCAUCACGGCUGAGAAGUGCACUGUGUGGUGGAACCCACCAGAGAACGAUGGUUGUGCCGCCAUCACUCAUUAUGUGGUGGAGAAGAGGGAGACAUCCAGGAUCACAUGGGCCUUGGUCACCUCCAAGUGUGAAGCCUGUUCUUACAAUUCCACCAACCUCAUCAGGGGCAACGAAUACCAGUUCAGAGUCUCUGCUGUCAACAAGUUUGGCGUUGGGAAACCACUGGACUCUGAUUCUAUCAUCGCACAGAUGCAAUACACUGUGCCUGAUGCCCCUGGUACUCCUGAUGCCACACAUGUGACUGGAAACAGCAUCACCCUGUGCUGGACCAGGCCAAGGUCAGAUGGAGGCCACGAGAUCAAACACUACAUCCUCGAGAGGCGGGAGAAGAAGAGCCUGCGCUGGCUGAAGGUUUCCUCCAAGAGGCCCAUCACAGAGCUGAGACACCGUGUCACCAAACUCACUGAGGGCAACGAGUAUGAGUUCCGCCUCAUGGCUGAAAAUGGCGCUGGUGUUGGACCGGCCAGCAGUACCUCCAGGCUCUUCAAAUGCAGGGAGCCUACCAGUGCUCCCAGUGCUCCCACACUGAUCAAGGUCACUGACUCCACCAAGUCGUCGGUCACCAUUGACUGGACCAAGCCAGUCUUUGAUGGUGGAAUGGAAAUCAUUGGCUACAACAUUGACAUGUGUAAGGCCAGUCUGGAGGAGUGGCACAGAGUCAACAACCAGAUUUGCUUCAACACAAGUUACACUGCCAAGGGUUUGGCGGCUGCAGAGAUCUACAAGUUCAGAGUCAGUGCUGUAAAUGGAUCAGGAGAAGGCGAAGCCUCUGUGCUGACCAGUCCUGUUCAGGCUCUGGACAGACUCACAUCUCCUGAGAUCGACAUUGAUGCCAACUUCAAGCAAACUCACAUCGUAAAGAAUGGCGGCAUGGUCAACCUCCAUGUUAACUUCUGCGGCAAACCAGCUCCUCUGGCCACCUGGUCUAAGGUGGAUGGUGAGCUGCCUGUCAUGGGUGAUAUCAACACCACAGAUUCAUUCUCCACUCUGACUAUUGAGGGGUGCACAAGGUAUGAGGCUGGCAAAUACACCUUGUCUCUAGAGAACAACAGUGGGCGCAAGUCCAUCACGUUCACUGUCAAAGUGCUGGAUACACCUGGACCUCCAGGAGCCAUCACCUUUAAAGAUGUUACCCGUGGAGCCUUGACAAUGAUGUGGGAUGCCCCCACCAAUGAUGGUGGAGCCCGAAUCCACCACUACCUUGUGGACAAGCGUGAAGCCAGCCGCCUGGCCUGGCAGGAAGUCAGUACCAAGAGCUCUCGACAGAUGAUUAGGGUAACUGGUUUGGAUAUUGGGGUGCGAUAUUUGUUUAGGGUGAUUGGUGUUAACCAGUACGGCCAGGGAGAAGCUCAUGAGAUGACAGAGCCUAUCAUUGCCACAGAAGAACCUGCACCACCCAAGAGACUGGAUGUCGUUGACACCACCAACUCCUCAGCCUCGCUGGUGUGGCUGAAGCCGGAGCAUGAUGGCGGCAGCCGCAUCAGAGGCUACAUUGUUGAAUUCAAAGCUAAAGGCACUGACCGCUGGGUUGUUAGCGAAGAGACCAAGUCCCAAAAGAUGCUAGUGGAAGGUCUGAUUGAGAAUACUGAGUAUGACUUCAGAGUCAAGGCCAAGAACGAUGCUGGAAUCAGCGAGCCUCAGGGCACCUUUGGCUCUGUGGUCAUUAAGGAGCCCCGCAUUGAACCAACUGCUGACCUCAGCAGCAUCACCAACCAGCUCAUCACCUGCAAGACCUCCAACACCUUCACAAUCAACAUCCCAAUCAGUGGCAGACCUGCGCCAAAGGUCACCUGGAAGCUGGAAGAGAUGAAGCUGAAGGAGACGGACAGAGUUUCCAUUAAGACCACAAAGGAGAGAACCACUCUGGUGGUGAAAGACAGCAAGAGAAGCGAUAGUGGAAAAUACUACUUGACCCUUGAGAACACAGCUGGUGUGAAGACAUUCACGGUGACGGUAGUUGUCGUUGGCAGACCGACUCCACCCACAGGCCCGGUGGACAUCUCUGGAGUUUCCUCAGAAUCCUGCAACCUGUCUUGGUCUGAGCCAGCGGACGAUGGUGGUACUGACAUCACCAACUAUAUUGUGGAAAAACGAGAGUCUGGCUCUGCCUCCUGGCAAGUGGUGAAUUCCAGUGUGAAGAGAACCACCAUCAAAGUGACUCAUCUUACCAAGUACUUGGAGUACACCUUCAGAGUGUGUGCUGAGAACAAGUUUGGAGUAAGCAAGUCCGUUGAGUCUGCUGCUGUUGUCAUCGAGCAUCCAUAUGUUCCUCCAAGUCCUCCAAAUCGUCCAGAUGUGGUAUUUGUCUCUGCCAGCGCCAUCGGCAUCAAAUGGGAAGUGCCAUAUGCAGAUGGUGGCAGCGAGAUUACAGGCUACUGGAUCGAGAAGAAGGAAAGGAACACGAUUCUGUGGGUGAGGGAAAACAAACUGCCUUGCCUGGACUGCCAGUACAAGAUAUCCAGCGUGAUCGAGGGCCUGGACUACCAGUUCAGGGUGUAUGCCAUGAACAUUGUUGGACUCAGCAAGGCCAGUGAGGCCUCCAGACCUGUAACAGCACUAAACCCUGUUGAUCCUCCUGGUAAGCCCGAGGUGACGGAUAUCAGCCACUCCUCUGUAUCGCUGUGCUGGACUGUGCCAUUUAACGAUGGUGGCAGCAAGAUCGUUGGGUAUGUGGUGGAAAGGAAAGUCUACAGCACGGACGAGUGGGACGACAACCGCUGGCUCAAGUGCAACUACACCACCAUCAGUGAGAACUACUUCACCGUGGCUAACCUGGGCGAGGGAGAGACCUACGAGUACCAUGUCAUCGCUAAGAAUGCUGCCGGUGUCCACAGCGCACCUUCCGAGUCUACCGGACCAAUCACGUGCAAGGACGAAUACUGUCCUCCCAAAGCUGAACUUGACAGCAGGCUGGUGGGUGAGACAGUCACGGUCACUGCCGGCUCCGACCUGGUCCUGGACGGGGCUGUAGGCGGGAAACCGGAGCCUGAGGUCUUCUGGUCGAAGGGCGACAAGAAGUUGGAGCUGGGAGAGAAGUAUUCCCUGACCUACACUGCCACCAGAGCCAUGGCCGUCAUCAAGGACUGCGACAGAUACGACACAGGCAGAUACGUCCUGACCGUCAAGAACGCCAGCGGAAUCAAGACCGCGGCUGUCAGCGUUAAAGUUCUAGACUCUCCUGGAGCUCCGGCUGACAACAUCGUAAUCAGCAGAGUGACGGAGGAGAAAUGUACCGUGUCCUGGAAGAUUCCACUGCAAGAUGGUGGAGACCUUGUCACCAGUUACAUCGUGGAGCGUCGCGAGACCAGCCGCCUCAACUGGGUCAUCAUGGAGGCCGAGUGCAAGACUCUGUCAUGUGUCAGCAGCCGGCUGAUCAAGAAUAACGAGUACGUUUUCAGAGUCAGAGGAGUCAACAAGUUCGGACCUGGAGUCGCUCUAGAAUCUGAUCCCAUCAUCGCCAGGAACGCCUACACCAUCCCGUCACAGCCAGGCACACCGGACGUUACAGCUGUGGCAAAGGAGCACGUCAUCAUCGAGUGGCUGAAGCCUGAGAGCGAUGGAGGCAGCGAGAUCAAAACAUACAUUGUGGAUAAACGAGAGAAGAGCAGCACCAGGUGGACUCGAGUUAAUAAGAAUUACACCAUCUACGACACUCGUCUGAAGAUCUCAGGUCUGCUGGAGGGAAGCGAGUACAUGUUCAGAGUGACAGCUGUCAACGCUGCAGGAGACAGCCAGCCGAGCGACGCCUCACCAUACAUCCUCUGCAGAGACCCAACUUAUACACCAGCUCCUCCAUCAAUGCCUCGCAUCACUGACACAACCAAGCACAGCAUCAACCUGACAUGGACCAGACCCAUGUACGACGGAGGCUCAGACGUCACCGGCUACAUAGUGGAGAUCUUAGAGGAGGGCACCGAGCAGUGGUACCGUGCCAGCGCCAAGGCACUCAAGACCAAUGAGUAUGUGGCCGCGGGCCUGGCAGCCAAUAAGAAGUACAGAUUCAGAGUAGCUGCCGUCAACAACAAGGGCACCGGGGAGUUCAGUGAACCUAGUGCGGAGGUCCAGCCUCUGGAGAGAAUCGAAAUCCCUGACCUGGAGCUUGCCGACGACUUGAAGAAAACAGUGUGUCUGCGAGCCGGAGGAACUCUGCGUCUGUUUGUGUCCGUCACUGGCCGCCCAACACCAGUGGUGGCCUGGAGGAAGACAGGGGUGGAGCUGCAGAGCCGCGGCUUCAUUGAAACCACCGAUAGCUACACCAUGCUAAUGGUUGAAAAGGUUACUCGCUAUGACUCUGGAAAAUACGUUGUGGAGGCAGAGAACCCAUCUGGCAAGAAGACUACAACCAUUCUUGUCAAAGUCUAUGACACUCCUGGUCCUCCAGCUUCAGUGAAGGUGAAGGACUACACCAAGGAGUCUGUUGUGAUCACCUGGGAUGUCCCGAGCAUCGAUGGUGGUGCUCAUGUCAGCAACUACAUCGUAGAGAAGCGUGAAGCCAACAUGAAGUCCUACAAGACCGUCACCACUGAGUGUAGAAAGACCCUGUUCAGGAUCACUGGCCUGGAGGAGGGACAGCACUACUUCUUCAGAAUCCUGCCAGAGAACAUCUAUGGCGUCGGUGAGCCGUGUGACACGUCUGAGGCUGUGCUGGUGUGCGAGGUGCCAUCAGUGCCUCUGAGCCUCCAGAUGGUUGAUGUCACCAAGUCCUCGGUCACACUGCUCUGGGAGAAGCCAGUGCACGAUGGCGGCAGCAGGUUGACGGGUUAUGUAAUCGAGGCCUGCAAAGUGGGCUUGGACAGGUGGACUGCCGUGGCGACAGUCAAGGCCUCUGUGUCCCAGCAAACCAUCCAAUCCCUCACAGAGAAUGACCAGUAUCUUUUCAGAAUCAGAGCCACUAACAGCAGGGGAGCCAGCGAGCCCAUGGACAUUGUAUCUCCGAUCACAAUUCAAGACAUUAAGGUGAUGCCCAAGAUUGACCUGACCAGCAUCCCUCAGAAAAUAGUCCACGUGCACCGUGGCAAAGCCAUCGACCUCAACAUCCCGAUAAAAGCUAAGCCACAGCCUGAAUGCUCCUGGUUCUUCAGUGGCACCAAGUUGAAGGACAGCCUGGACCGCAUCAAAAUUGACAGCAACGGCAAAUAUACCCAUCUCGUCAUACGUGAUACGACAAUCAGUGACACGGGAGACUACAUGCUGCAAGUUAAGAAUGCCAUCGGCAUGGCAACAGAGGUCAUCAAGGUCAUCAUACUUGACAAACCAGGAAUCCCAGUUGGUCCAAUGAAGAUUGAGGAGACAGACGGCGUGUCAGUGACAGUCAGCUGGGAACCUCCAGAGAAGGACGGGGGGGCCAGCGUCAGCGGCUACGUGGUGGAGCAGCGUGAAGCCCACCGGCCCGGCUGGUCCACCGUCUCAGAGUCUGUGACCCGACCCUGCUACAAGUUCACCAGACUCACAGAGGGAACUGAGUACGUGUUCCGUGUUGCUGCCAUGAAUCGCUUCGGUGUCGGCAGCUUCCUGCAGUCCGAGGUGGUGGAGUGCAAGAGCGCCAAGACCAUCCCUGGACCUCCAAGCAGGCCAGAUGUGCUCGAUGUCACCCACGAGGGCAUGACCCUGACCUGGCAACCACCUGAGGACAAUGGGGGAUCCACCAUUGCCGGCUACAUAAUCGAACGUAAGGAGGCCCAUUCUGACAGGUGGAUGAAGAUCAGCAAGAACCCCGUCACCAUGACCAGGUACCGCUCCUCUGGCCUGAUCGAGGGCCUGGAGUAUGAAUUCCGUGUCACUGCCAUCAACUCGAGAGGAGCCGGGAAACCCAGCGAGACCUCUGUCACCGCUGUCGCCAUGGAUCCCAUUGAGCCUCCAGGAGCACCAGUUGAACCCAGAGUCACCGACAGCACCAGGACUUCAGUGUCUCUGGCCUGGCUGCCACCUGUAGAGGAGGGUGGUGCUGUGAUUACUGGCUACUUCAUCGAGAUGCAGAAGGUGGACCAGGUGGAAUGGACAUUGUGCAACACCACACCCACCAAGAUGUGCGAGUACACUCUCACCCACAUGCCCCAGGGUGCCGAGUACAAGUUCAGGAUCAUCGCUUGCAAUGCUGGCGGUGUUGGAGAGCCUGCAGAGAUUCCUGGAGUCGUUAAAGUCCAGGAGAUGCUUGAUUACCCCGACUAUGAGUUUGAUUCUAAAUAUGAGGAGGGCUACGUAGUGCGACAGGGCGGAGUCAUCCGUCUGUCUGUGGGCAUCAAGGGUAAACCUAUCCCGACAUGCAAGUGGACCAAGGAUGGUCGUGACAUCUCCCAUCGGGCCAUGAUUGCCACCCACGAUGACAUCACUGAGCUGGUCAUCAAAGAGGCACACAAAGACGACACCGGUACCUAUGACCUGGUGCUGGAGAACAAAUGUGGCAAGAAGGCUGUGUACAUCAAGGUGAAGGUGAUCGGUCGCCCCGAUUCCCCGGAGGGCCCUCUGGAAUUCGAUGAGAUUCAAGCCAAAUCAUUGCGGGUCAGCUGGAGACCACCUUCAGAUGAUGGCGGUUCCGACAUCCUAGGAUACAUCUUGGAAAGGCGUGAGGUACCCAAGGCCGCCUGGUGUACGGUGGACUCCCGGGUAACCGAGAAUUCACUGGUGGUGAAGGGUCUGAAGGAAAAUGUGGAGUAUCACUUCAAGGUUUCUGCUGAGAACCAGUUCGGUGUCAGCAGGUCUCUCAAGUCUGAUGAGGCUGUGACACCUAAGACACCACUUUGCCCACCAGAACCUCCUAGCUACCCACCAGAGAUCAUGGAGGUGACCAAGUCCACAGUGUCUUUGUCCUGGGCCCGCCCUCGGGAUGAUGGAGGCUCUCGCAUCACAGGAUACUAUGUGGAAAGAAGGGAGGUGUCGACAGAGAAGUGGGUCCGCCAUAACAAGACCCACAUCACCACCACCAUGUACAAUGUGACCGGUCUCAUUCCUGACGCAGAGUACAUGUUCAGAGUCGUGGCUCAGAACGAUAUCGGGCAGAGUGAAGCUGGUCCUGCUUCUGAGUCGUUGGUCUGCAAAGAUCCAUUUGACAAACCCAGCCAGCCAGGAGAGAUCGACAUCAUCUCCAUCACCAAAGACUCCAUCACCAUCCACUGGCUCAGGCCUGAGCUUGACGGAGGCAAGGAGAUUCUGGGUUACUGGAUUGAGUUCAGGCAGGCCGGAGAAAGCGCCUGGAAGAAAUGCAUCAAGGAGCGUUCCAAGGAUCGUCAGUUCACCAUGGGUGGAUUAAUGGAGGCCUCCGAGUACGAGUUUAGAAUCUUUGCUGAGAAUGAGGCCGGAUUCAGCCGACCUCGUCGCACACCUAUGGGCAUCAAGACUAAACUGAGCGUUGGUGAAGCUCCAGCUUUGAAGGAAGAGAUCCAAGACGUUACCACCAAACUUGGUGAGUUGGGCAGUCUGACCUGUGGCAUCAUUGGCAGACCCCUGCCUGAGAUCAAGUGGUACCGCUUCGGCAAGGAACUGAUUCAGAGCCGCAAGUACAAGAUGAGCUCAGAUGGCCGCAACCACUCCCUCAGUAUCCUGACAGAUGAGCAGGAAGACGAGGGCUUGUAUACCUGCAGGGCCAUCAAUGAGGCCGGAGAGAUCGAAACCAGCGGCAAACUGCGUCUUCAAGCAGCUCCUCAGUUCCAUCCUGGGUUCCCCCUGAAGGAGAAGUACACUGCUGGAGCUGGCACCAGCCUCCGCCUGCAUGUCGUCUACAUCGGGCGCCCUAUCCCCCAGAUCAUGUGGUUCUAUGACAAGAAGCCUCUGAAUCAAUCAGAAAAUGUGAUCAUUGAAAACACAGAAAGCUACACCCACCUGGUGGUGAGGAACGUCCAGAGAAUGACUAAUGCCGGCCGCUAUAAGGUUCAACUCAGCAACGGGUUUGGAACCGUUGACACUGUUCUACGUGUUGAAAUCCAAGAUAAACCAUGCAUCCCUGAGGGUCCACUGGUUAUUGAUGCUCUGCUAAAGAGCUCAGUUGUCAUCAGCUGGAAAGCUCCCAAGGAUGAUGGAGGUUCCAUGAUCUCAAACUACAUUGUGGAGAAGCGUGAAGCGAAAGAAGGUGAGCAGUGGCACCUGGUGUCCUCCUCGGUCUCUGGCGCAACCUGCCGUGUCCCCAACCUGAUAGAAAACGCCGGGUACUACUUCAGAGUCUCUGCCCAGAACCAGUACGGAGUCAGCGAGGCUCUCGAAAUCCCAUCAGUGGUCAUCAUAAAGAGUCCAUUCGAAAAACCGGGCGUGCCACAGCAGCCCUUCAUCAUCAGCUCCACCAAGGACUCCUGUGUCGUCUGCUGGAAGCCUCCAACCAGUGACGGUGGAGCUAAAGUUACAAACUACUAUCUGGAUAAACGUGAGAAGAAGCAGAACAAGUGGAUUUCAGUUACCAGCAAGAAGAUUGUGGAGACCAAAUAUGAAGUCAUAGGCUUGAUUGAGGGCUUCGAGUACGAGUUCCGUGUCAAGUGUGAGAAUGCGGGUGGCGAGAGCGGCUGGAGCGAGACGUCUGCAGGAAUAAUCCCGAAGUCGGACCAGUCUCCACGCGCUCCUGCAUUCAGGGAGGAGAUCAGGGACAUGAACGUCAAAUACCAAGCCAACGCCACCUUUGUCACUAAGGUGGUGGGACAUCCAAAGCCUCUGGUGAAAUGGUUCCGCGGUGGAAAGGAGAUUCAGGCAGAUGGAACCAAGAUUAAAGCUCAGGAGUUCAAGGGAGGUUACUACCAGCUCGUCAUCAUGUCUGCUGAGGAUAGCGAUGCCACCGUUUAUCAAGUCAGGGCAACCAACCCCUCAGGUUCUAUCUCUACAACAGCCAACCUGGAAGUGGAAGUUCCUGCUAAAAUCCACCUGCCCAAAGAGCUCCAGGGAAUGGGGGCAGUCCACGCUGUCCGUGGUGAUAAGAUCACCAUCAAGAUCCCCAUCACUGGCAAGCCUGAGGCAGCAGUCACUUGGCAGAAGGGCCAGGAGAUCCUCUCCAACUCUCCUUACCACCAGGUCAUCAGCACCAGGUCUUUUACCUCCCUGGUCUUCCAUAAGGGAGUGCAGAGGAAAGAUAAUGGCUACUACAUUAUUACUGCAAAGAAUAGGUUUGGAAGUGACAAGCAAACCAUUGAGGUGAAUGUGGCUGACAUACCUGAAGCUCCAAAGGGACUCAUGGUCAGUGACAUUACUCGGGAUUCCAUCACUAUGACCUGGGAGCCUCCUGCCAAUGACGGUGGUAGCGACAUUAUUGGCUACAUUGUCGAGAAGUGUCCCACCACUGCUGACAGGUGGAUCCGUGCUGGACAGACCAGUGACUGCAGCAUCACCAUCAUCAGCAUAUUUGGAAAGACCAAAUACCAGUUCCGUGUCAUUGCUGAGAACGGAUUUGGUCUGAGUCCUCCUUCUGUGCCAACUGAGCCCAUCACAACUAAGGAAGACAAGUCUGUGACUAGGAACUAUGACGAGGAAGUGGAUGAAGCCAGAGUGAUCACCAAGGAAGAAUCUCUAUCCUACAAGGUGAAGGAGUUGUCCUCCAAGUACAUCAUCUCUGAGGAGCUUGCCCGCUGCCAGUUUGGAGCAGUCCACCGCUGCGUGGAGAUUGCUACUAAGAAGACCUUCAUGGCCAAGUUCAUCAAGGUCAAAGGAACCGACCGUGAGUUGGUUCUUAGGGAGAUUGAGGCCCUCAACGUAGCAAGGCACACAAAUAUGAUUUACCUGCAUGAAUACUUUGAAAGUAUGGAAGAAAUUAUCCUGAUCUUUGAAUUCAUUUCUGGAGUUGACAUCUUUGAGCGCCUUGGUACCAGCAACUUUGAGCUAACAGAGCAGGAGAUUGUCCGCUACAUGAGACAAGUCUGCUCUUCCCUCAAGUUCUUGCACAGCAGCAACUUCGGUCACUUUGAUAUCCGCCCAGACAACAUCGUCUAUUCUACAAGGAGAAGCACCACCAUAAAGAUUAUUGAGAUGGGCCAGGCUCGGCUGCUAGUGCCAGGAGAAAACAUCAGAAUGAUGUUCUCAGCUCCAGAGUACUGUGCCCCAGAGGUCCACCGCCACAACUUGAUCACAACAGCCACUGAUAUGUGGUCUGUUGGUGUUAUGGCCUAUGUUUUGCUCAGUGGCCUUAAUCCAUUUGCGGCAGAGUCAACUACGAAGAUGAUUGAGAACAUCUCAAACUGUGAGUUCAUCUUUGAUAGUGAAGCAUUUAAGGACAUCAGCCUGGAGGCCAUGGACUUUGUGGACAGACUUCUAGUCAGGGACAUGAAGCUCCGUAUGACCGCCCAUGAGGCUCUGGAGCACCCAUGGCUCAAGAUGAAGAUCGAGCAUGUUAGCAACAAGGUCAUUAGGACACUGAAACACAGAAGGUACUACCAGACCUGUGUAAAGAGGAUGGACACUAUCGUAUCGGCAGCUCGUGUUGCUUAUGGCGGCGCCUUCAAGAACCAGAGAGGAUUAGCUGUGGGUAAAGUGAAGAUUGGAACCGAGUACCACGGCCUUCGUGCCGGUCCAGUAAUGCAUUCCUCAGCUGAGGAAGGCGGCCAUGUCAGAUUCACUUGUAGCAUUGCCAACUAUGACAAGAGUACACAGGUGUCGUGGUACUUUGGAAACCGCCAGCUACACCCAAGCCCCAAGUAUGAGAUCACUUACAGUAAUGGUUUUGCCAGCAUCUAUGUGAAGGAGAUUGAAGACAGUGAUGAUGGCGUGUACAGAUGCAAGGUGGUGAGCGACGAUGGAGAGGACAGUGCCUAUGGAGAGCUGUUUGUUGAUACAGUAAGAAGCAUCAGAGAGCACUUUGUAAGCCGCUCCAUCAAGAAACUAAGGAAGAGAGUUGACAAGACUAAACUCCUGCAGAGACCACCAGAGUUCACUUUGCCCCUCUACAAUAGCGCUGCCUACAUUGGCCAAGAAGUCCGCUUUGGUGUCACUAUUACUGUGCACCCGGAGCCUCAUGUAGCAUGGCUUAAGAACGGAGAGAGAAUCAGGCCAGGGGACGAUGACAGCAAGUACACAUUCACCAGUGAUAAGGGUCUGUACCAGCUGAUGAUCCACAACCUGGACAUGAGCGAUGAUGCUGAAUACACAGUCAUGGCCCACAACAAGUUUGGAGAAGACAGCUGCAAGGCUCGCCUCACUGUGACACCUCAUCCUGUGUUCGAGGAAACAAUGAGGCCCAUGUUCAAACGUCUCCUGGCUAAUGUUGACUGCGUAGAAGGGCAUAGUGUCCGUUUCGAACUCAGAGUCUCAGGAAUCCCAACUCCCACACUGAAAUGGGAGAAGGACGGUCACCGACUACAGUUUGGUCCAAAGGUUGUUGUCAUACAGGAGGAUGUUGAUUACCAUGUCCUGCACGUCAGAGAGACUCUACUUGAGGACUCUGGUUUGUACAAGGUUACCGCAACCAACUCAGCUGGCUCUGCAAGCUGCCAGGCUACACUGAAGGUCGACCGCCUGACCUAUACCAGGAGAGAGUAUAAGAGCGAGGAGGAGCAAUACAGACACGUACAGAAAGAAAUUGAAAAGACGCACAAGAUGGCUCAGCGGAUUGUUGCCACUGAAGAGCUUGUGCCUCUCAACCCCACAGCCCAGGAGGCCCUCAAAUUUGCUGCAGAUAUGUACAAGCCUGCAGUGAGUACCAAGAACGUAGAGGGUGAGUUUGACAUCACCGUGGAGAAGUCUGAUACCAAGAGGCUGGAGGAGGAAAGGAGGAUUUUCAUGCCAUAUGAGAUGCCAGAGCCAGUUGUUCAUGAUCCUCGAGUUUUGGACGAAGACAAGGCCAUCAAACAGUUUGUACCUCUCUCGGAUAUGAAGUGGUACAGAAAGCUGAGAGACCAGUAUGAGAUUCCAGAGAGGAUGGAGAGGAUUGUGCAGAAGAGACAGAGACGUAUUCGCCUGUCCAGGUGGGAACAGUUCUAUGUCAUGCCCCUCCCCCGAAUCACUGACCAGUACAGGCCUAGAUGGCGUAUCCCAAAACUCAGCCUGGAUGAUCUGGAGACUGUCAGGCCUUCACGCCGCUCACCCUCCCCUGAAUCUGAGGUUUCCUUCAAAUCCAGGAGGAGAUCUCUCGGAGACCUGAGCGACGAGGAGCUGCUGAUGCCUGUGGACGACUACCUUUCCAUGAGGAGAACAGAGGAGGAGAAGAUGAUGCUGGAGGACGAACUGGAGCUCGGUUUUUCUGCCUCUCCUGCUGGCAGCCCGAUCCGCAAAGAGCGGCGUGUCAUGGAACGUGAGGAGAAGAGACAGGAGUUCAGGCAGGAGACUGUCGAAGUGGUUGAGAAGAAGAAACGUACUGUUUCUCAGUUCAUGAGGAGGAGAAGAUCGUUGUCUCCCACAUACAUUGAGCUGAUGCGUCCUGUCGCAGAGCUGAUCAGACCAUCUCGGAGCCGGCCAUCUGUGGAAGUAGAGGGAGAGAUUUUGGUGAGGAGGUCCCCCACCCCGGAGAGGACUCGUCCCCGCUCUCCCAGCCCCAUCAGAUCAGCUGAGAGGUCUUCCCGCUCCUCCUCCAGGUUUGAGAGAUCUGCCAGAUUUGACAUCAUGUCCCGCUAUGAGGCCAGAAAGGCUGCUCUGAAAUCUGAGAGAAAAUAUCAGGUUGUUAGCCAGACACCUUUCAGCCUUGACCAUGCUCCCCGUGUGACCGUCAGGAUGCGUUCUCAUCGCAUACCACUUGGACAAGACACCAAAUUCACGCUUAACAUCCAAGCCAAGCCAGAUGGCGAGAUCAAGUGGUUCCAUAAUGGGACUGAAAUCUCUGAAAGCAGUGAGAAAUAUGUAUUCACUGACAUGAGCGGCGUUGUGACCAUCGCUAUCCUCACCUGUCAGGAAGAGGACAGUGGCACAUACCGUUGUGUAUGUUCUAACUCUAAGGGAGAGGCAUCGGACUAUGCCACCCUGGAUGUGUCGUGUGCAGGAUACACCACCUUCUCCUCUCGCCGCAAAGAUGAGGAAGUUACCAAAGCAUUUGUCCCCGAAGUAACUCGAAUUGACCACUAUCACACCUCACACUUUAAAGCUGGCUAUGCGUCCCAGACCCACUUUGAAGUGGAGGAGAGCAAGUCUAAGUUUACCGAGACACAUGAGGUUGCUACUCGUGAAAGAUAUGCUGCCUCAUCUGAGAGGUACGAUUCAUCUAUCAAAUACGCCUCGGCUGAAUACCUGUCAUCUGCCUCCUCCUACUCAUCAGACAAAUUUUCUCUUACUGGGAAACACUCCACUUCUGAAUCCAGACUUAAAUCCUCCUCUGCUGCCGUGGCUGAGGAAGUUUCAGUCCAAAAGGUGAAGCCUUCUCUUCCAGCUAGGAUCCUCACCAAGCCUCAGUCUGUGACGCUUGAAGAGGGACAGACGGCCAGAUUCUCCUGUGAUAUCGAUGGGGAGCCGGCACCCAGUGUUUCAUGGAUGCACAUGACCAGAACUCUUGUUGCAUCACACCGUGUCCAGGUCACCACAACUCAGUACAAGUCCAGCCUGGAGGUUUCCUCUGUGACGACUUCAGACGAGGGCAGUUACACGGUGGUGGUAGAGAACGCGACCGGCAGACAGGAGGCUCACUUCACUUUAACCAUUCGCAGAGCAGCUGCCAUUGAAGAAGUUAAGGCUGUCAAAUCUCCCGAGCCAUCUGUAAAGUCACCAGAGCCUUCAGUCACAUCACGUGCUCCCUCCGUAACAUCACCUGUUCCAAGUGUAAAGUCACCAGAGCCUUCAGUCACAUCACGUGCUCCCUCUGUAACAUCACCUGUUCCAAGUGUAAAGUCACCUGAACCCAGCGUUACAUCCCCCGUGCCUUCCAUUAAAUCACCAACACCAAGUGUCAAAUCCCCUGAACCAUGUGCAACAUCUCCUACUCCGAGUGUGAAGUCUCCUGAACCAGAAGGAAUCAAGUCUCCUAGGAGCAUCAAGUCUCCUGCGCUGUCGGCAACCUCUCCAGCACCCGGCUUAAAAUCACCAGCUCCAACUGUCAAAUCUCCUGAACCUGAGGGAGUUAAGUCACCACGUGGUUUCAAAUCCCCAGAACCCAGACUCAAGUCACCUCCACCUAUUAAGUCUCCAGAGAGAGUGAAGUCACCUGAAACUGAGGAACUCAAAUCCGCCCGUGGUGUCAAAUCUCCAGAACUCACAGGACUCAAAACACCAAAAGGAAUGAAGUCCCCAGAGCCUGCUGGAAUAAAAACACCAAAAGGCAUCAAGUCUCCAGAGCCGACAGGGAUCAGAUCGCCCAGGGCGUUAAAGUCCCCGGAGCCGACAGGCAUCAAAUCACCUCUGAGGAUGAAGUCUCCUCCUCCGAUCAUGUCCCCUAAGAGGGUUGUGUCUCCACCCCCUGUCAAAUCCCCAACCCCAAAACCUCCCAAGGUUCUGAGCCAACUAACAGCUGAAGCCCGAGAGGCCAUGAGCUCAUCCAUGAUGAAGAAAGAAAUCCACACAAUGGAAGAGUCCUCCUCCUUUUCUUCCUCCUCCUCCCAGCAAGCCAUGAUGUCAUCCAUGAUGGAGUCCAGCUCCUUCAGCAGCAUGGCAGCUGAGAUGAAGUUUGAGACCAUGUCCAUGUCCAGCAUGUCCUCGGUUGCAUCUGAGACGUAUGCACAGAGCUCCAGCAGCCUCACCGAGGGGUCUUCAUUCAGAGCAAUCGGUUCUGCUCCCAGAAUCGAGGCUCUGCCGGAGGACAUCAGCAUCGAGCCGGGCAAAGUCCUGACAGUCGCCUGCGCCUUCUCCGGUGACGCCCAACACAUCGAGUGGUCCCGGGGGGGCCGAACCAUCGAGGUGACAGCCGGGGGACGCUUCCACAUCGAGACGACGGAGGACCUCACCACCCUCAUCAUCACCGGGGUGAAAGAGGAAGAUGCAGGAAGCUAUACCCUCAAACUGUCCAAUGAGCUCGGGUCUGACUCAGCAACUGUUCACAUUAGCAUUCGAUCAGUGUAA